Xyrichtys novacula (pearly razorfish) is the source of this 60109-nucleotide messenger RNA. The record is from the annotation of a GenBank genome assembly. NCBI's taxonomy places the organism in Eukaryota, Metazoa, Chordata, Actinopteri, Labriformes, Labridae.
AUGGAGAGCAGCGGCGGCCGGGCGGGGCUCCAGCAGCAGGCGGCGGGCGGAGGAAGACAAGGCGGCUGGGUGCUGGUGGAGGCCCGGCUGCAGGGAGGUGCACCGUGGGGUUUUACCCUGCAGGGCGGCCUGGAGCAUGGAGAGCCGCUCAUCAUCUCUAAGGUACGAUCAGUAAGCAUUUUACUGUGACAGUUUAUGGUUUAUAAUGACAUACCAUUUCACUUUAAUAAGACACUACUGACACCUGUUCAUUGUCAAUGCAAUAUCAAGAAAACAGUCAUUGACAUUAUCUCAAAAUGCAAGUUUUAUGUGUAACACUAUAGCUUCAAUUCCUGGGGAAAAGAAGCUGGAAUACUCAUUAAAAUGUUGAAACCUGAAAAAUUGAGAGUUUAAAGUUGAAUUUGAUGCCAGAAACAUUUGUCAAAAAGUUGUAACAGGGUCAACAAAACACUGAAAGUCUGUGUGAAGCUUUAAAAAGUAUAAAUAAAACAAAAAUCAACAGCAGGUUAGUUACAUGACUGGGUAUAAAAAGGUCAUUCAGAGAGGCUGAGUCACCACUCUGUAAGAAACUGUGUGAGCUAAUUGUCCAACAGUUUCAGGGUAAUUCCUCAUCAUAAAACUGCGAAGAGUUUGAGUGACAGUACAGAAUACGAUUAAAAAAUUCAGAGAAUCUGGAGAAAUGUCUGAAUGAAAGGAGCAAGGACCAAAACCAAGACUGGACGGCCCUGAUCUAUGGGCCCUCAGGCAGCACAGCACUGCAUUAAAAACAGACAGGACUCUGUAGUGCAACUUCCCCCCAAAAAACCAUUGACUGUGAACACAUUUAAGGAACAAACCAUACUGUGCAAACUUGCCUAGGCCUAAGCCCACCAAAGAUGGAGUUCUGUUGUCUGACGAAUCAAAAUUUGACAUUCUGUUUGGAAAUCAUGGACACUGCAUCCUCAGCCAAGGAAGAGAGGGACCAGUUGGCUUGUUACCAGCACACGGUUUAGAAGCCAACAUCCCUGAUGGUAUGGUGAUCAUUGGUUUCAUAGCACCAGUAACUUACAAAUUUAGAAAGACUCUAUUAGUGCUGGACAACAUACAGUAGACAGGUUUGGGAACAACAUGUGCUGCCAUUUAGACAAUACCUUUUACGAGGAUGACAUUUAUAUAUCAGCAAAACAAUGACAAAUGACAUUCUGUGUGUGCAACAACAUAGCUCUGUAGUAAAAGAGUCCUCCUGCUAAACUAGCCUGCCUGCUAGUUUAGCAGAUAGGACUCUGUAGUGCAACUUCCCCCAAAAAAACCAUUGACUGUGAACACAUUUAAGGAACAAACCAUACUGUGCAAACUUUCCUAGGCCCAAGCCCACCAAAGAUGGAGUUCUGUGGUCUGACAAAUGAAAAAUUUGACAUUCUGUUUGGAAAUCAUGGACACUCCAUCCUCAGCCAAGGAAGAGGGGGACCAGUUGGCUUGUUACCAGCACACAGUUUAGAAGCCAACAUCCCUGAUAGUAUGGGGAUCAUCGGUUUCCAUAGCACCGGUAGCUUACAAGUUUAGAAAGACUCUAUUAGUGCUGGAUAACAUACAGUAGACAGGUUUGGGAACAACAUGUGCUGCGAUUUAGACAAUUUAGACAAUACUUUUUAUGGGGAUGACUUUCAUAUUUAAGCAAGACAAUGACAAAUGACAUUCUGUGUGUACAACACCAUGGCUCUGUAGUAGAGGAGUCCUGCCUGCAGUCAUGACUUGACACCCAUUGAAAACAUUUGGUUAAUCAUGGUAGGCAAAUAUAGCAAAGGAGACCCUGUACUGUUGAGUGGCUGAACUCAAACCAGACUUCUGCGACACCUGGUCAAAAUCUAACCAGACAUUCAACCACAGCUAAGAAUUGAUGUUCUGUUUGCUGAGUAAUGAUGUAACCACCAUCAGCAUAUUCAAGCUUCAAAACUAGUGAAAGUAAAAACCUGAGAGGAAAGCAUCCUUUAAAAAAAGAGGAUUUAUUAACUGAUAAUUAGUCAUGGUGUUUUUAUUGGCAAACAGCACAGAGGCUAGCUCUUCUUCUGACUGUAUGUGAAAUGACCGCUGAUCAGCCCUCUUCUGUCUGUACGACCAUUAUGGCCUAAUUUUAUUAACAUGCAAAUCAGCCGGCUUUGCGAGAGUGUGUGUGCGCGCAUGCAUGUGUGUGUGUGUGUGUGUUUGCGUGUGGAGGUUAUUCUGGGACUGAAGCCAAACGACUGUAAAAUAGGACAAGAAUGUGAAUUAUGUGUUUUCCUGGGUGCUCUUGAACACAGUCAUGCUUUUCUGCUGUAAUGGUGGAUGCAAGAGCUGUGUUUCAACCAGCAACUGUCUGAUGGAUAAAACAAUAUAAUGUGAUCAGUUUAUGUAACAUAAUGGUAUAUAAUAGUAUGUAUUUGGUCCAUUACCAUCAGACAAAACAUGACAAGUGAAAGGUUCAUUAUGCAAGUUAAAGCUCCUGCAAAAAGACAGCUGUUCUUUCUAUACAGUACAUUAAAAGUUGAAUCAGUUAAAAUCAGGAGAAAAUCGAUUCAAUCAGUCAGUCAAGCACAACUGAUUUGAAUGGAUUGUCUCAGUUUAUGUUUGCAAGAUGUCAGUGCAGUUGGUAAAAUAUGUAGCAUCUAUGAAAGUUAAGUGUGCAGCUUUCGGGUCCAUUAACAAUAACCUCUUUAUAUUAUAUAUUGUAUUGAAACGUGUUAUAGUGUGUUAUUUUGGACAGCAUUGUGCUGUUUAGAUUGUGUCACAUUGCAUCCUAUCCAAUUGCAGUGGGUCAAAUAUUCUAUAAUACCAUGUCUUAUCAUAUAAAAUGGUAUCCAUUUGUUCUAUAUCCUAUCAUAUGCUCUGCUGUGCAGCAUUUGAUGUUAUAUUGUGCUUAUUGUGUUUUAUACUCAAUAGUAUUAUAAAUAUCUUGUGUAUUGUGGUAUCACAAGAUGGUACCAUAUCAGAUCAUAUCGUUUCAUAUUGUAUUGUGUCAUAUUGAUACUGCAUCAAAUCCUUUAGUUUUAUGUUGUGUCAUAUUGUAUAAUAUCUGAAAUCAUAACUGUAUCAUGUUGUUUAUUGAAUAUAUGUCUGUCUUUUCAUCUUUAAAUGAGUCAGGGGUUUUGUAGUGAGUUAAAAAAGCUAUUUGUAGCUGUUUGCUUAGACUGUGGGAAAAUUGUGUUCUUGAAUAUUUUUUUGCCAUGUGCUUGACUAACUAAUAGAUAACGGUAUGACCCUCAGAUUAAUUAACUAGAAAAAUGCAGUACCGAGGAAGCCAGUAAAACCACUGGGUUAAAUUUAGGUAGGAAUUCGGUUGAGGCCACAAAAUAACUGUGUGUUUACUGUUUUUCUAGGAGAUGUAAAACAAGUACAAGAAACACAGACUCAUGAAAAUCUGUUUUUUCAUUUGUACUUAUGAUCGGAUGUACUUCUUACACCACUGAUAAUUUGCAUACAUUGGUGAUGGGCAGUCAUUUACAGAUUUUGAAUUUAAAGGGAUAUUCCGGCGUAAAACUAAUUUAGGGUCUAACGCACUGUAACACCGAGUUAGACACCCCCUCAAGAGAUGAAUGUUGCCGACUGCUUGCUUCUCUAGUUAUACCAACUUUAGUAAUGAGCUGAAAAGGCAAGCUAAAAAGAUGUUUGGUGGCUAGUGCUGUGGCUACGACCCUAUAUGUACUGUUGAUGAAGUUAGGUGCUGCUCUGAGCAUUAUUUGUGGCUAUAAAGUGGCGUUUUGGUGGAGGUUUGUUUAUGGCUCCUCAGACCGCUGUGUAUUGCUAUCCUGCGGUCGUUACCAAAGUUGGUAUAACUUAAAAAAAAAUAUCGCUCACAGGAAGUAUUAAUUAACCUUUUUUACGUUAUGCCACAUAUUCAGAUUCAUAUUUAUGAAAGUUAUGAAUAAGUAGAAGCAUUUCUAUUUUCAGUCAGUAAAAUCAAACAGUAUUGGCUCCAUAAGCUUGUUUAUUAUCAGUGCAGUAUUUCUUGGGGUCAAAGGUCACAAUGAAGGUAAUCCAGGCAGAUCAACUCAGGUUACACAAUCUUAAUUAGUUUAAUCUGAGAGUCUCAUGAUUGGCAUCAAACAGGAAAUGUGCUCUGACGCUGCUAAAGCUACACCUUCGCACUAAAGGUGAGAGUUAAAGCUGUAACCCGAACUCUCUCCUAGAGUUAACAGCAGCAACAACAACCAGAGCCAAAACUAGCAAAUACAGUUCAACCUGCUCAACAGCUCAGGGUCUUCUUAGUCAGACUUUUUAUUAUAUGAUGCAGCAAAUGUUGUCAAUGUCAAUACUGCAGAAUGUGUUUUUUCUAAAGAGAGCCAGGAAAUGUGGGGAAUAAAAGUGGGGAAGACACGCAGCAAAGGGUUGUUGGUGGGAGUUGAACCAGCCACCAUUGUCACAAGGACCGUAGGCUCUGAAUAUGAGGCGUGAUUACACCAGGCCAUCAUGGAACACCUCUAACCUGCAUUUGUGGAUGCGGCAAUGAAGUGUGUUAACAGAGAGUGGUUUUCAGCCCAUGCUGUGACUUACACUACAGAGUCAUUUAUGUUUUCUUUGUAGUGCCACAUAAGGACACAAAACUCACAACAUGCAGCAGUGGUUUUUAUCACUGCUCCUUUUAUGCAGGGAUUUCUCCAGUUUCUCUGAAUCCUUAAUGAUAUUUUGUACCGUAAACGAUAAAAUCAGCCAACUCUUUACCCUUUUGGGGCAUUUCACAGCUUUAGUGGUGUUGUUGUCCCUCUAUCAACUGUUUUUGAAUGUGUUGAUGGCAUCAAAUUUCAAUGUUUUCAUUACAAAAUGCAUCUGUUGGUUUAAAUAUUUGAUUUAUUGUCUUUGUGCUAUUUCAAUCUAAUGUAGAUAUCAAAUCUGUUUCUCUCAGCAUUGAGGUGUAUCCUAGCACAGCAUACUAUUUCAUCAUGGUUAUUAGAUCCACAAAGCCCGUGUAGGACUAAGAAAAUGAGAUUUGUGGAGAAGGGUAAGCUCUCAUCAUGAGGUCCUCAGGUUAUUCUUUCUGAGAUUAUUUUCUCCAAUCUCACAUUCUUUAUCGAUUAGAUGAGGUUUGUUUUUUCAGUCACAGUCCGAACAGGCCGAGCCCCUCUUCUUGGAUAUGUCUGACUGCCGGGUAAUGAAUUUCAGCUGGAAUACCAAACUCAGUGACACACACAUACACACACACACUCCCACAGAGUUACGGAGGGAUUUGGCAAACCUUAUUUGGGUAUAUUUAUUCCUGAAAAAGCAAAACAGAGCAGGCAUGUGCAUGGUUCUGCAGAACUGAGGCACAUUUAGCUCUACAUCUUACAGGUUUCCUCUCUCCUAUCAGAUCAGUGGACUUAUCUUACAUUGGUGAGCUUUGAUAAGAUAGCGCUGUCGGCCUUACACAAAGCCCAAUGAAUCAAUGACUUAGUUUUGAUGUCUUUGCGUUUUCUGUCCUUCCCUUCUGCUUUGUCUUUUUUUAAUGAACAUUCAGUGUUGGGGGUGGUGCUCUGUGUGGGCCAAAGCACUGUAUGCUUUUGUUCAAACGUAACACAUGUUGUAAUUCAGAAGAGGUCCAGACACACCCUGAGUUAAAUUCUUGGCAGUUGAUUUAACAUUCGAACAGUCCCAGCUGGGUGGAGUUUAUUGUUUCAGAGCAGUGUUGUGGAUACCUCUGUCAAUCACAGAGAGGAUGUGAGAACAGACAUCAAAUGAAAGCACUUCAUGGUAAUAGUUACUGUACAUCUGAACUCAGGGUGAACCCCGAAUUUGAUCUGUAAACCUUUGAUGCUGUGCAGGUUCAAUUCACGUCUCCUACGUACUGGAAUCAUAAAAUCUGAAAUCUGGGUAAAGCAGGUGGGAACUAGAGGCAUGUUGGAUUAAGCAAAGAACACUGAGAGCACUGAUUGAUCAAACAUAUUGUUGAUAUUCUGAAAUAAUCGGCAUCACAUUGACAUCUGGACUCACAGUCGCCAUCGUCUUUUCCAAAUCACAACAUUUUUUCCAUUCUCAGUUACAUUAUCCAUCCAUCCACCCAUCCACCCAUCCACCCAUCCAUCCAUCCAUCCAUCCAUCUAUCCAUCCAUCCAUCCAUCCAUCCAUCCAUUCAUCAAUCCAUCCAUCCAUCCAUCCAUCCAUCCAUCCAUCCAUCCAUCCACCCAUUUAUCCAUCCAUCCAUCCAUCCAUCCAUCCAUCCAUCCAUCCAUCCAUCCAUCCAUCCACCCAUCCAUCCAUUCAUCCUUCCUUCUAUCCAUCCAUACAUCCAUACAUCCAUCUUCAACCACUUAUCUGGGGGCAGCAGCCUGAGCACAUUAUCAUGAAUGUAAAAUAGUCAUUGGAGAAUACUGAAUAUAACUUCUGCUAUAAAAUGUAGAAUAAUGCAGUUCACUGUUGCUUCUGACAUGAAUAUCAGUUGGUACAUUUACAUGUUGGAUUAUUGCCUUAGUCUGACUGAAAUUGGACUUUUGAAAAACAUGUAAACACACAAGUCUGACUGAAAUCACACUAAAUCAUAUCUCUCAUACUCUCAUAAUCAGACUAACAUACCUGGAUAAAGCAGUUCGGGAUCGAUUGUCUCUGUCAUGUAAACCACUUGAUCGAACUGAAACUGGCCUAAGCGGUCUGCAAAUGCUCCAGUGUUCACACACCAGGCUCUGAGCCGGGAGUUGGACAGCAUGGAUGCACUGCUAAACAGCCAAGCAGUAAACAGGUGAAGAGAGGAUGCAAAAAAGACAAAACUAUUGUACAAACAAAUGCUACAGAGAUGUAAAAGUAGCGUCCUCUUGGCCUCUUUCUCACACAUUUGCUUAUUGUUCUGAACUGUUUGUAUCAGGUAAACCAAAAGAUGACUUAGAAGUAACAAGCUCAAAUGGGGCAUGUGCCCAACUACCAUAGAAGUAAACAUGCUUCUGUCAACAAUUUGGUUCUCGCUCGGUGCUUGUAAACUGGGAUAAAGACAGUAGUCUAGUUAAAACACCUUAUCGAGAUUUAACCUCAACUUGACUUAGCCAUGCAUGUAAACUUGCUGACUGGGACACCAUUUAACACCUUUGAAGGAUCAAUAUGAAAGUACAAAGGAGUGAUAACAGCUGAUAUGCAGCACAGCAUGGUUGUAUACUCGCAGGGCUUAAUGUGUUAAACAGGAAGCUUCAAAACAACAGUCCACCAAGACAGAGUUGUUUGGAGCCACUCUUGAUGUGUUUACACUGUUUGGUCAUUACACCAUAUCAAGCUUAGGCCUUCCAGUGUGUGGAGACAUUUGCAUCAUGAUCAGUCUUGUUGAUACUGAUGGUUAUUAAAGUUUUUGACUGACCUAUGAAUCAGUCGACUUUGCAGGACUGCACUGUCUCAAAGUCUGUCAGUGUCUCCACAAUCAUUUUAAAUCCAGAGCACUGAGGAUUAUCUUGAUAAGAGUCAGAGUCAUGUCAAAGUAUUUUUAUUCCUCAAUGAGUUUUCUUACCAAAUUCAGCAAACUUCCAUGAACGUUUUCUCGCUUUGUGACGUCUGUGCAGAGACAUUCAGACGACCAGCUCAGGGUUUGAUCGAGCUUAUCUCACAGAGAACAAGAACACAAGACAAUGUGACCUUAAAGAGGACUAGCAACACACGCAUAGACACAAACAGAGACGUAUACACACAAACGAACACUAACACACACAUAGAGUGACACACACAGUGCUGCACACGCUCUGACAGUGUUCUGAGAGGCAUCAUUAACAGCUCUGAUAACGCAGCAGGUCAUCCUGAUACACGCAGUAUGUGUUUGUGGGUGAAAGUUUGUGUGUUUUUGUGUAUGUGGGCUGAUGUUAGUUGGUGAAUGUUAGUGAGUCAGACCUGGAGUUUCAGUCAUAUUAUCACCUUUUCAGACAAUAAGAACAUAGAAGUGAUUCGAAACACCACACUCAGGAUCCUGCUUUUCUGAUUAUCAACAAGGCUGUGAAUCAUUCAUCAAAGAAGAUAAUCAUGUGGGUUAAUGUUCAGGACAACAUCAUGACAUGGUUGUGAUAAAGUUUUGAAUGUUUUUGAUCCAUUCAUUUGGCUUAUUCAACGAAAACAGUUUUGUAGCUUAGUGCUACAUUAGCGUUUUCUUUACAAUCCCAACCUUCUUCGUUUCAAGACUGAGCAGUGACUCUUGGUUUAGAAAUAUGAAGUAGAUGCAGAAGUACAGAAAACUGCAGUUCCUCACGUGUCCACUAGGGCUAGCUCAAAUAAACCAGCAAAAUUACCUGUUUACAGCCAAACAUACCUCAAGUCUCUUUACCUUAUCUCUUAAUUCAGAUAGACUGUAGAGUGGGCAGGAUUUUAAUUGAUUAUUCAUUUACAUGAUAUGAUUUCAUCUGGUUUUAACAUUUAUACCUAAAGAGUUAUGUAUGAUAUUGCGCACCCACCUAGUAGACAUUUGACUGACAGGUGGGUGAGUUCUUGCUGCAGUGAUGAGACACAACAUCAGCUUCACCUCUUUCCAGUUUCUUGUUAAGACAAAAGUUUCGAUCACCACCUUCAAUAUGGAGACCACUCUUUUCUGUUUUUGCCCCCUGACACCCCCUGUGGACAAAUCAGCAUUUGCAUGUCUUGUCCUGUACAUACUCAAAUAGUGUUAUCUCCCAAAAAAAUCUUAUCAACUUGACUUAUUAUUUAAAUUUAUCACAAAUUGUGGAUGUUUUACAGGAGAAAUGUGAAAACAAGGCUGUUUCUAUCGCUGCUUACCCUCUCUUGCAGGUUUCAGGCAUUAAAAAUUACAAUGUCAAAAUCAGCUGAUGUUCUUGUUUGCCUUUAAAUAUAAACAGGCAUACAUAUGAAUUCCAGUCUCAUUUGUAGAAAAAGUGAAGUUGGAGUUGGAGUGACAACUUUCUAAUAAGUACAUCAUGAAAAAUAACAGCUCGACAUGCAGAACCGACAAAAAAGAGAAAAAGGGUGAAAGGAUCAGAGCUAUAAGAUCUGGCUCACUCCAAAAACAGUCAUAAUUCUCACCGCUAAUAAAAAAUCCAGAUCCAGUGAAGCCCCACCGAGGACACCAUCUGGAUUUUGUUUGUUUUGGCAGGGUUUGGAGGAAAAUUACACACAGAAAAAAAAAACCUGGAGAGAAAAAGCUCACUGGUGAGAAUAGAGAUGAUAAAUCUUACAGGCAAACAGCCAAAACCUCCCUUUUUGUCCUGCACACAAACACACCACAAGUGUUUCCUACUGCCCAUAACAAUAGAAACCCUGAUAACAGCUGCCACAGAAAGUGUGACCAGACAGGUUUCAACACUGGGUCCUGUACACGGAUAGGUUUGUAUGUGUUAGCCUGCAUGCAAAGGACUACCCUGGUCACAUCGAGGUCAGCGAAAAGAAGGAAAAUACAUGCAAAUCACAGCUGGAGUUUGAUGACCUUGGUUGUGUUUAUGUCUGUGCAGGUGGAGGAGGGCGGGAAGGCGGAUAGGUUGGAGCAGCCGCUGCGGGUGGGCGAUGAGAUUAUCGUCAUUAAUGAGGUGGAGCUGACCGGAUACAGACAGGAGGCCAUCGCUUUGGUUAAAGGAUCCUACAAGACGCUGCAGCUCACCGUGCGCAGGUACAGACAGACUGUGUGUGUCUGUGUGUGUGUGUGUGUGUGUGUGAUAGCAGAAACUUUGACUUUGAAUGACCUUUUCAACCCUCCUCCACCACAGCGCCGUCUUUGAUACUGUAUCUGAUUUUACCAGAGUCAUAUAUUAAUUAUUAAUACUGUCUUUUAUUGCCUGCUCUGCUUUGUACUGUGAGGAUCUUUGCCGCUGCUCUCCCUACAUGUAUGUACAAUUGAAGGGGAGGUGUGCUCUCCCCGCCUCAGGCAUUGUCUGUCCGUGCAUGUCUUUGAUAUUGUUUCUGAUUUUACCAGGGUCAUAUAUCAGUACUGUAUUUUAUUGCCUGCUCUGAUCUGUACUGUGGGAAUCUUUGCUGCUGCUCUCCCUACACGUUUGUACAAAUGAAGGGGAGGUGUGCUCUCCCCGCCUCAGGCAUUGUCCUUCCAUGCACACACAUGGAAGGCAGGGAGCUCUCAGGACAAAACUAUACCACUAAAUGUAUCUUCAGAUGAUUACUUUUUGACACAAGUGAUCUUGUCUGAACUGUCCUAAUAAUAUCCUAAACUAAUCUUCUGUUCUACAUGCUAUGUCAGUGAUUGUUUCUGCUUCUGUGUGACUGUCUGUGUGCUUGAAGGGGUGCACGACCAUCGGGGAAUAUUUUGGUUUUUGUGGUAAUGAAGGUCGUGUUUCACUCAGUUUUCAGUCAGUCUUGACCCCCAUGUCUCAGUUAAAGGAGACAUUUGUGCUUUGUUAAUGGUGAGUGUGUUAUCCAUGGAGGGUCCAGACAGCUUGACCCUUUUUGUUGAGAAGCAGCUGCUUUUGAAAAGUCCCUGAAAUCUUGAAAAGUCUCUGGUAAAAGAGUUCUGAUCACCUAUUUAAAGAGUCGAAGUCCAGAGGUUUUUACGACAACUAUUUAGUCUUGUUAUGUUCAUUGUUCUCAGCCAAUCAAAGCUCCCUAGAAUGACUUUUCUUUAUCAUUUUGAAACGUCGUCCGCUGUUGUCAUGUGAGCUGGUGUUCAUGAUCUUCUCUACACUCAGUAUGAAUGACCGACAUAAACUACAGCUUCAGAUUUCCCCACUUUCUUUGCUUCCUUGAGUUGGUGUAAUCUGUAACUGGUCUAGAUUAUAUCCUGGUUCAGAGUCCAAAUCAGAGCUGGUAGUCUUGAAUAAACACAGACAGAAAACACCGCUCAUUACCGUGAUCACUGCUGCUGUAGCUGACGAGUAUUACUGUGAUAUGAAGACAAUAAAGCUGUAAAGUGAACUUCAAAGUAUUGAAUGACCUUUUUCAAUUAAUGUCUUGACAUGCUAUAAGGUUUUGUGUAAUUGUGCAUAAAACAUCUUAUCCGAAUUUGUAAAAACUGCCAAACUGGGUAUUAAGAAACUUGAUUUUGCCACAUGGCGAACUUAUACAGAAAAGGGGAUACUGUGGCAUGUAUAUGCAUUACCUCAGUUUCUCACUGCUGCCAACAACUUGUGCAGGUGCCACCUCAGUUAAGUGACAAAUUACCAAAACAAACAUGGCGGCAACAACACCAAUGUUUUCCCUCUGGAGCGACAAAACAGCUGAGAAUCCUCACCUGAUGCUCCCUUGUCCUUCACAGUGGUAGUGACAGGCUGAUAACAGUCAGAGUUGAGGAUAUGUUUGAUAUUUUUCAGUGCUCUUUGAUCCAGCUGCUAGGAAUGAGAUGAGAGUUAACUGUCAUGGAAGUUUUUUCCAUUGCUGCUAGUAAAGAAUGAAAUAGAGACUUCCGCCGGCCGACAAGGUUUUAUAGUCUUUGCAAAGAAAAGGUCAAUCUGCAUCCGAGCGGUCAGAAUCAAGAAAGACCCAGAAGAUGGGGAAACCUGAACAUUUAUGCUUGAGGACCGCCCCUCAGAGGGCAAGUUUUCUGUGGGGACCGUCACUUCACCCCCCUGGGGUGGUGGUGGGGAUGCUUCACACCUGGAGUAUCCUGCAGGAUGUUGUAUCUUGCUGGGAAAUUAGGGAAGUCUAGACAUCAUAAUUAACUGAUAUGUUGGUAGGAAAGUCUGUUGUGGGGGGCACCUCAAGCAGUUCUAACAAAGAUAUUAAAAUCACAAUUACAUACCAAAACUGCAACUCUUCACGCUGGUUUACAAUCGUACAAACCCUACAAUAAGCCACAGUUGUCCAAUUUUCUCAGAUUUCAAAAUUGCUACGGUUUGUGUUGUGAAAAUAAAUAUCAUAGGUACAAAUAAGGUGCAGUAAUCAAAGGUCAGGAUACAAGUAUUAAUCAAUUUGUGCUGCUCAAGUCACAAAUUUAGAAUUGUCUGGGUGUAAAUACGACCAGGGAUGGUGCAACAAGUACCAGAACUCCACAACAACACUUGACUGUUACUAUAAUUGGACAUUUGCUAAAAAUAAAGCAGCAGAUCUGAGGUGAAUUUCUAUUCUUUCUACACUUCAGCCACCAACUGAAGCUCCACCCAUCACCCCUUCUUCUGCAGCGCCCUCAAUAAUAAGGUGAAUAAGAGGAAUAGUUGGUUUUGUCAGUUUUGUGUCAGAUUGGUGUCACCAGCAUGCUAGCUGACAUUCCAAUGCCGUGCUACUUCAUCAGACUCAUAAAUGUUUCCUUCUGUGUUCACUGGAGGUUGAACAUUAGUUGACCUCCGCUCAGGUGUGUUUUGCGGAUGUCAGCCAUCAUCUCUGUGGGUUUUCAGGUUGAUUUCCCCGUCAGAUACAAAGCCAGGUAUGUGUUUGUACUUCGGGUGUGACUGGAAGCAAAGCUGCUGCUGCUGCUGCCUCUGCCUCUUUUAUUCACUGGCGUGUUUGAGACGUGAAACAAUGCAGGACUUUAGACUUUAGACACAAACACUCACAGACCGGGGGGACAGGUGUAAGAGCACACAUGGCAUUAUGGGAAGGCGUGGCAAGGGGGAAGGCGUGAGAAUUUAUUCUUCCAGACAGUAGCGGCGUGUUUUUGUCUGAUCAGCUUCCUGCAGGGAUUUGAUGCUGCCUUCAGGUCUGUCUGAUUUUAGUCGUAGAAGUGAUUUUUAUCAUGGUUUGCUAAUUAGGAGAGCGUGUUUGUUCUGUUUGGCUUGUAAUGAGGCGGUCCACAGUGAGCUUUGGUUUGCACACUGUGUUCAUGUUCAGUGGACUGUGCAGGAGGUUAAACUUGCAUACCUGGGUUGAUUUCACCUUUGGACUGUGUGCUGUUAUUAGACUCUAUUUCCCAGAGGCCCUGGCAGCUAUAUAAGAAAAAUAAAGCUCUGCCAAAAGCUUUAAAUGCUGCUCAACAGUGUGAUGUUAACCUUGUGUCAUGGCAACAUAUAACCCCUGUUUUGAACCAUGUUUCAAUCAUUCAAAAGCUGACUUUUUGUUCAAUAUAUACACUGUAUUUUAGACAGUCCUGUGCAGAGGAGCAUGGACACUAAGGCCAGUAUUGGUGUCCUGACACACCUAACCCAUACAAAUACAAUAAAAUAAGGAUUUUGAAGUUUAUAUAAUGGCCCUUGUGUCAGUGGACCUUAUGUGAUUCCUUCUCAUGCAGCCCCGCAGGAGCUGCAUUUGUCAAUCAUGGUUUAGGACCCAUUUUAUAGCAUUAAAAUAUUCAUUAGAGUUCAAUUUUGCAGAAAGGAAUGUGCACUUAGGGUGCUUAUGAGGCUACUAAUUUCCUUAUUCAAACAGAAAUUGAAAUUGCAACCAGCUGACUUAUCUAAAGGUAAUAUGUUCAAAAUUUACUAAACACAGCCAAACAAAUGACUAGCAGUCAUCUAUCUUUGGUCUAAGAAAAAUUACUUUUAUAUUUUUACCUAGCAACAGUCUGAAGGGCUUGGCUUAUAGUGGUAGCUAAAACUAGAACACUAGCUACAAUGAUAUUUUGUCCCUGGUUGGUAGACAGGCAUAUUACUUCUGAGCCAUCUAAGUUCUGUGAAGUAAAACAUGCGACUCAAAGUAGCAGUGUGCUGUAAUACUUUGAUUUAAAGUCUGACUCAUGUUCCAUCUGUUAACAUUAUAAAGCAGGCUUUACACACAUACUGCAUCGAGUCAAGAGGAGAAGCUCCAAAUGUUUUGGCCUUGCCGUUGAGGAGCUGUCACAUCAUUUAUCUUUUUACACAGUGUGAGGUCAUUGCUCUGCCAACUCUUCACUCCUCACUUUCACAAACUUCACUCCCCCUCAUCAAAUCUCCUCAGUGAAUCAGCAGCACUAACAGCCUCUCAGGGACAAUAAAGAUUUAUUGAAUGAACGGAUGAUUAUUGCAGCACAUGGCCAAAGUCUGCAUGUGUGAAUGCAUAUGUGUGUGUGUGUGUGUGUAUGUAUGUAUGUGUGUGUGCUAGAGAAUACUGUAUUUACAACCAGCAAUAAAAGUGUGACGAAGUGGUUGAAUUUGUGUUAUUUGUGCAGGUGGUAGGUGCUUUUAUAGUCUGUGUGUGUGUGUGUGUGUGUGUGUGUGUGUGUGUGUGUGUGUGUGUGUGUGUGUGUGUGUGUGUGUGUGUGUCCAUCUCGUCAUAAAGAUGUGCGUGUGAAGUUGACACCAAACACACCUGACUGACUCUCUCACCUCACCGGUCUGUCUGACUCUCUCUCUCUCCCUCUCCUCCAUACCUGCUGUUCCACUCCGAUUGGUCUAUUCAGGUGAGCUCUGAUUGGCUGAGAACAGACAGGUAAAGAGUUACAGAGACUCACAGACACAGACACACACAGAAGGAAGAAACAGAUGUUGAACGAUGCCAUCAGUCGACUCACAACAAGCUGAAAACCAAGCCGAGUGUUUUCCGACCAGCUGUCUGUCAGAGCUGUAAGUCUGAGCAUGUGUGUGUUGGUGUGUGUUGGUGUGUGUUCUGAGUCUGUCAUGGAUUUUGUGUGUUAAUUAUUGAAAUAUGACACUACUGACCCAUUUUUGGAUCAUUCUCUAAUUAAGAUGGGUGUGUUUUGAUAAUAUUUUGUGACUCAUUAUGUGACUUACAUGAUACCUUACUUUUCUGGGACUUUAUCUAUGUCUAAGUUUUAUAAUAAUGCUGUCAGAACUGGCUUAGAUCUUUAGUAUACAUUGUAAAAAUAAGGCAUUAUCUUUCAAUAUAUUGCAGAAAGUAUUCCAUGUUAGUGUAAUAUAGCCAGAAAUUAUUGAUAUCAACUCCUGAAUCCAGUUUUAGAAAUGAUUUUAGCAUAGGAUUUGAGAGUGUUGCAAAUGUCAUGUGUUUUUCUAGAUGAUUCUGAACAGUAGCUCUUCUUCAGGACGUAUUUCAGGCUCCAUCAGGUCACGCCCCGUGAGGCUGCAGGGCUUGUUUGAAUUAAAAAUUCAAAAGGCAUCGACCUGUGAGGAAUGCAGUUUGUGACGUGUACAGCUAUAAAGAGAGACAAGAAUAUGAAGAGUGAAUCUAAAGGUGACAGAUGAGACUUUUCUGAGCUUUUUGUUGUCUGAGAUGUUUUGACAAUUCAGGUUAGAGCAUGAAAAAUAGUCCAGGGGGGAAAGCAGUGGAACACAUUUCAGGACCAUCAGCAGUCUUCUCAGGACAAGCUACCCUCAAACACACCAUGCAUUUUAGAGCUGAUUACAGUGGGUUUGAAGACGUGGUCUCAAGGUGGUUUGGGGGCUUUCUGUGAGAGGAUCAGACAGUAGAUAGUACAGAAGAAAACUUGUAUGAAAAGGUGCUGAAUAACUUUGGGGGAGGGUCUGUAGGUUGGAUUUGAGCCAAGCCCACCCACUCUGAGCCGCUGUACUUAAAAGCUUACUACUAAACUAUUGAGCUAAACUGACAUCCCUGUUUGCUGCAUUUCAAGUCUCAAGAGGCUGUCAACAAUAGCUGACAGACAAAUGACAAAAUCUGAGGCAGGUUAUCCUGUAAUAGUUCUUAGAAAAACUACCUGCCAUGGGGUAGCAGUUGCCCCUCAGGGUGCAAAAAUCUUGUCAAACUGUAGUCGCCGGUUGUCACUUAUAAAGGUAAACCUGUACGGUUCAGCGAACGAGUUCAGGUGCUCGUUCGAGUUGUUUUUUGACUUUAGUUCCUAUGACUGACAAGAACCUGGUACCAAUUGGUGGAGCAAAAGUUAGGGCCUGUGUCCACUGAUGUUCUUUUUGUUUUUGACCAGCAGCCCUCAUAGCCUCAAUUUCUGAACAUUUUUCACCAUUGCAUAUAAUAAUGUGAAAACAGGGUAAUUUUUGUGACGUUGAGUUUUGUUGAUUAAUGUACAAGUAUUAUUAUUAUUAUUAUUAUCAUUUUCAUGAUUUGCUUUUAAGGUGUCUUAUUUGUAACUCCAAUGAUGGCUUUAUAUGGAAUUGAAUAGUUGGGUCAUGAACCUAAUACCAAUUUGGAUCACACUGAGUAUAAAGUGUUUACAUGAACAGGGAAAUCUAGUCCUUUUUAUGUCCUUAUGCAUGAUAAAUAGGGACAGAGAGUAAGGUUUGUCAAAGACUGCUGAAGAAAUUUUAUGUUCAGAUGAGAUUUCCAGUCCCAUUUUACAGAAUUUGCGUCUGAAAUUACUAUUAUAUGCAUCUAAGUCACUCAUGAAACAGAACAGAAAAAUAAGUUUUAAUAAUGUGAUCUGCAACAUGCCAGUCACUCUCCAGAGGUGACUGUUGCGCCUCUUUUGCUUCAAGCAUCAUCAGGUAUUGAACAGCUGUGUCUGCAUAUGUAAAUGCUUGGGCCUCAGAGCCAGAAUUUUGCAGCCAAACGAUGACUGUAUGUCCUUUUUCACUGCUGACAUGCAUAAUUUCAAACAUUAUUUUACAAUUUUCUGUACUUCUCCAAAAAAUGAUGCCCAGCACCGACUCAGUCAUGCCCACAAAUGGAGUUUCUAUCAUUUAUCCUACUGCAAACAGCUUUAAUGGUGGUGAACACAUGAGGACUGGUGGCAGGGCAAAGUUUUAUUAAUGAACUUCCUUAUUGUGAGUGUGUGUGAGUGUUUCUGACAGUGUGUGUGUUACCGCUGCAGCAUGUGUGAAGCGAGCGUUUUAUUGAUACCUGACACUUGUGGCUUAUGUGUAAGGUAAGACUAUCACCGCACACCUGUGCUCUGUGUGUGUGUGUGUGUAUGUUAAUGAGUCGGUGUGUGUCAAAGUGUAGGUUUUGAUGUGUAAAUAAGGAAGCUGGAGGGUUUGAGUGUGUAACAUUUUUGUAAUACUUCUUUCCUAUUAUUGUAUUCAUUAGUUAAAUGACUCUGUUUCACUCCGCAGCUGUUUUUCAGUGUUUCCCCUUCCUCUCUAAUCCUCAUUAAGCAGCAGUCUGCACUUCAGUGGUGUUGGCUUACACAUGAGAGUUUUUGUUUUCCCCCAGGCUCAACAACAAAACCACAGUUGUGAUGGACCUGACAAGAGUGCAAGCCUCAUUUUUAGAGUGUUUUCAUAACUGUACAAAGUCCUUAUGCACCGCUGGGUUGCAUUCUUGAUAGAGGGUUUAAAAGUUCAACACAGAAGAAGUUUAAAAUGCUUAAAUGAACUAUUUCGAGUCAAGCUCUGCUUGCCUAAAGUUGACUAAUGAUAGUGGCAGUCACAUGGAGGAGAACAAGAACAGGACCUGUCUUUUGGUGUCUGAUAUUUGAGGCUGCAGGCUGUACUAGUGUAGUUUAGACACUUGGCUGUAAAAGCUGAACUGAUACAAGUUUUCAUCAGGCUCUGUGGUUUGAUGCUCAGACUUUUCUGGUCUGUGUCGCUCUGUCAAGAUUCAUAUGUUGAGAGCUGGACUCUUUAAGUUAUUCUCAGUAUGUGAAUUGUUGUUGAUAUUUCUUCAUACGUUUGAUAGUUUUAAUUUAUCAAAUAGGCAGCUGGGCAUGUGUGACACUAGGGUCCUACAAAUGACCUUGAUAUCGUAACAUUUUGAACUGUAUCAUAUCAUAUAUUGUGUUGUGUCAUGCCACGUCGUAUUGUGUCUUGUGUUGUGUUAUAUAUCGUAUCCUGUUGUGUUGUAUCCUAUUGUGUUGUGUUGUGUCGCAUCAUACUGUGUCGUGUUGUGUCGUAUCCUGUCAUCAUCCUAUCCUAUCCCAAAGUAGAGUAUCCCACCAUUUUUAAUGACAUGCUAUGAUGUGAUCUGGUAUGUUAUUUCCAAUCAUAUCAUAUUGUAUCAUUCAGUACAAAGUCAUAACAUAGAUAAUCAUAUUGUAUGUUAAUCCAUUUUAUAGCUUGUCAUUGUCAUCUGGAUCCUUUUGUGUCAUAAAAUAUGUUUCAUAAAUAUAUGUCAUAUUGUAUCUUUAUGCAUCAUACUGUAUUCCUAUCACAUUAUAGCAUAUCUUAUUUUACUGUAUUAUGUUGUACAAAACCUGUAAUAUGGAAUCAUGCACCUUAAACAACACUUAAUAGAUAAACUAAAAGGUGUGUGUCAAAGUAGAGUUAUUCAGGUUUUAGUUUUAACUCCUAUUCCUAAAAGGACUGAUUUCAACACCCUACCAAAGGCUGUUUUUUAUGAAAAGGCUUAAAGAAUUUUGACUCCUCUUCACAUCUUAAGCCUGAACAGUUGGUCAAGACUGGCUGUGUUAAAGUGCAUCCAGUCAUAGCACUGCACCUCCUGUGGUUGAGAUGGUGUCCCUGCUCCUGAUGUAAAUUUAAAGAAACAGAAGCAGCAUUAGACCACUGCGCUCCUUGAAUGCAACAGUGAUUUGUGUUAUAAAUGAAUCGAGCUGGCUGACAGGCGGCAUCUGGAGGUUUUACGGCGAGAGUGGUCUUGUGCAUAUAAACUACACCGCCAUAAUGCAGAGGUGUGUGUGUUUUUCAGGCUGCUUGUGUUUGUCCUGUCAGCGUGAACACACUCUGCCGUCAGCCAGUCAGUAUAUUGUUGAGCAGGUUUGGUGGCCGUCCUUCACUCUGUAUUUGCAUGUGCUUUCUUUGGUUGGUUGGUUUGACUCAGACUGAAUGCAAAUCUGGAUAAAACAACACCUCUCCUUUUAUUCAGUCCUCAUGUUCAGGCACAGAUUUGGCCCCAACUCAAGAGAUAAAUCUCACAGACAGUUAAAUGCUUAUCUUACAUUUACCCUAGGUGAGUUUGUAGGCAAACAGUUGGGGAUUUUGGUGGGAUUAAAUGACCCCUGAUAGAGGAAAUUACAUAUUAAUCUUUCCUAUAAAUAAAAUACUGUAUGAAUGGCUUUAGAGAAAACAGAAAAAAAGAACAGACCACUCUCCUAGUCUGAGGCUUUUCUCCAAAUCCUGCCACCCGGCUGCAGGGAUUUGAUCCUAUUAUGACACAAUAGCAUUAGCAGCGACCUAGACCAAACAUCCCUGUGUUAAAUCAACACUUUUUGGGCUUCUGUUUAAGAGCUGAGUUGUGUAAUGGAAUACAGUCAGAGACGUCUAGUAGGCCUAACAGAUGAACUUGCACAAAGCGAAGACUGUUAGUCUGGCAUAGCAGCCACGAUGUCACCAACGAGGUUGAGAGAUCAUGUUUUAGAGGCUGGCAAAGAUGGAAGCUUUUAUUUGUGUUUUUAACGCCAGUUCAAGCUACAAGACAUAUCACCUUCAGUAUGAAAUCACGACUUCCAUAUUUGCAUUUUUCCUGUGAAAGAGUUUGCAGCAGUUUAACAAAAUGAACUGAAGGACUAAAAACAUCAGUCCAGGGGUUCAACAGCUCUAGGUAUAUUCAAAAGAGGCUUAUUCCUUAUUUACAAUUAGGGUCAAACACACCAUAAUACCGAGUUAGAUACACCCUCAUGUUGCAGACCGCUUGCUUCUCUAGUUAUACCAACUAGUUAUACUAUGGCCCCAGCCACAGCACGAGCCACCAAACAUCUUUUUAACUUUGCCUAAUUUCUUUAGCAAAGAGACUAAACACAACUCACCUACUCUCUUCCAGCAGCCGCCUGUUUGUAGCCAGACCUCGGGCCAGUUCAUUACGGACUGCUGCGGGGUGACUCAGCUCAAGGAAGAACAUUUACGAUCAUUUCUUCAUCAUUUCCUUGACGUAAUAAUCACAUGUCGACGCGGUAGUUCUUCUGCCUUAGCGUCUCGGUCUGAUUGCAUUUCCAUUAACCAUGGACUGGCACAAGGUCUCGCUACAAACGAGCGGCUGCUGGAAGAGAGUAGGUGAGUUGUGUUUUGUCUCUUUGCUAAAGAAGUUAGGCAAAGUUAAAAAGAUGUUUGGUGGCUAGUGCUAUGGCUGGGACCCUAUAUGUACUGUUGAUGGAGUUAGGUUUUGUUCUGAGCAUUGGGUCUCUGUGUAUUGCUAUCUGCAGUCGUUACUAAAGUUGGUAUGACUAGAGAAGCAAGCGGUCAGCAACAAUCAUCUCUCGAGGGGGUGUCUAACUCGGUGUUAUGGUGUGUUUGACCCUAACUUAAUUUUACGCCGGAAUAUCCCUUUAAGAUCUAGACUUAAGUUAUGACCAGGAAUGCAAACCCAGAGCACUUGUCAUGAUUGAUCUUUGGAAAUAUUAACGAUCAAGAAUCAAUUUCUUCAAAAAAAGAAACUCAGUGUGGACUUGGCACCCAAAAUUUAUUCAUACAGACCUGGUGCAACAGGCCCCGGGUUUCCUUGCCCAGCAGUGUUCCCCUCCUCCUGAAAAAGCCAAUAACAAUUCUCUCUGUUAUACAGUUAGGCACUUCAACAUGGAGCCCAAGUGGAGUGACUCAUUUAUGGACCAAGCCUCAAGUGGCCACUCAAGGAACUACAGUCAUUGGUGCCCAGAUGCUGUUUUUGGCUGACUAUUUUGUUCUUUUCUUUCGUGAGCUAAACUCCAAACUCAGGUAUCACUAAAAGUGAAUCAGACAGCAGGGAGGUGAGAGAGUUGAGUCACAGCGUCUGUAAGAAGGUCAUGCAGCAUACCAGCACUGUUUCAGCUGUGUGUCACUGAGCGUGUGAGUGAGAGAGAGACAUUGUUUGUAGGCCACAAAAACAUGUUUUAUCUAGUAGGAUUUGGUCAGGCUUUUUUCCUGGACAAAUUUGGUGAUAAUUAAAGGGGGGAAGGAUGAAAAGGAAAGCCUGAUUGGUGACAAAUAAAGGUGGAGAGGAAUUUUAACUCUACAGACUUGUAGCCAGUUUUAAUUACAGCGGCACAUUUGUCUGCCUCCCUCCUCCUCUCUCACUCUCUCUGUCUUUGUCUUCUUCCAUUCAUCUCCGCUGACUCUCUGUCUUUGUGCUCUUUUGUUGCUGGUUGACGUAAUCGAGCUUAAUCAAUGUUUGAGUUUCUGUGCUCAAAAAAGAACAGGAAGAAGUCAUUACAGGGAUAAAACCGUCUCCCCGGCAACUGACGGUCUCUGUGUGGGUCUUUACAGCACUGUUGGGGUACAGACACGUUCACACUUUGACCUUAGAGACUUAUCUGUCUACACCACAGUCAGAAACAAAUAUAAUUUAGAUGACGGCACGGAAAGUCAACCUGAAAAAUACUGAGGUUUUCCAAAAAUAUUAUCUUCGUAAAAAUUUCCAGCACAUCAGGAUUAAAGUGAUGAAGGUUUCAUGGCGAAUCCUUCCCUAGGGGCUAGAAAUGAAGGUCCUUAUCAAGGUUGUGACAUCUCCUGUUGGUUUAAAUGCAAUAAUAAUGACAAACUUUUCCUUCUCACAACAAACACAACAUUUAUUUCUCCUUAAAUAGUUUCAAGGGACCAAUUUAAGACCCACUGAAUAACCACCAAGGCUUGAUCUCUGACCGGGUAAAGUGAGAGAACUGUGUCCUGUAAGUCCUAAUCCUGACCUACAGACAAAGUUAGUAGACUCGUCUUGAUCUGAACCUCCAUAUACUCCAAGUAUGAGGAGACACACCUGUACUGCAACGUGUUAACAGAUUUUGAUUAAGUCCAGCAGGGGGUUCAGCCAGGGGCCGGAGAAGACGUUGUUCCGUUUUGGUGCAGAUCCAGAAAUUCUUGAAGGAUUUGCAUUUUUUUUCUAAGGAGUUAUUGAACAGGGAAAAAUAAUCUCUACAGUAAUAACCUGAACCAACAACCGGCUAGCAUGUUACACACAAUGGUCACACUAAUUGAACAAUUAGUAGUUUUAAAGUGUUUAUAGAUAGAGGGGUUUAUGACUGCUUGUUUACAUUUGUUAAAAACUAAACCCAGAUAUUCAUAAAGAUGAUAACAUAUUCGUAAACCACCGAGCAGCAACUCCGGUCAUGAAUUUAGGAAUUGUUCUCCAAACUGUGUGUCAGGAUAAAACCAUAACGCCCAAAAUCUUUGCAUGGACAUCAGUUAUGCAAAGAUUUAAUGGAAAUAAACCAGGACUUAUUGGUGUUUCUUUACCAAAGAUUCAAUUAAUUUCCUGUGAGACACUUUCAGAGAGUUUGGUUAUCAAAGGGUAACUCCAAAUCCGAUGUGUGUGAGAUUGAACCUGUUUUUUUGCAGGGAGAAAACCCAGGAGAGAAAGUUUUUUUUUGUUUGUUUUUAGCUGUUUUUGUUGUUGCCGUUGUUCUUAUUGUUUGAGAUGAAGAAAGAAGGAAGGGAUUGAGGUACAGACAUAAGUUGUAACGUUGUUUUUGGAUUCGGCAUAACAUAAGUUUUACUUUUCCCAUGGUUCCUUUAGCUUUUGUAGUCCCAGGGUGAAUGUGACAGGUUCCAAAAUAAAAAUUAUAUCCUAGCACUGACAUAAAAAGGAGGAAUGGUUCAACUAGUUUUAUUAAUUUAAUGUGAGCAGGGGCUGAUGUUUAAGAUUUGAAGGCGUCUCACUGAUCUCCUUUAGCUGACUGAUGCUGUUUCACUUCUGGAUUUCACAGUGACUACAUGAAACUUCUGAACUCAGGUGAGAGCAGUGUCAGGUGAAAGGUGCAGCAGUGUGUGUGCAUGUGCGUGCGUGCGUGUGUGUGUGUGUGUGUGUGUUUGUGAGAUGGAAAGUGGAAUGUGCCGACACUGUCCCUCCUGUUCAGGUGAUUUUCUGGGUGUUGUGGCUGCCACACAUUCCUCUGACCCGCUCGACAGGUUUCACUUUAAUGACUCUUUUUAUCUCUGCACCUGUUUUUCUCUGUGUGUGUAUGAGUGUGUGCGCGAGUGUUAGUGUGUAUGUGUGAGUGUGUGUCACAUAUUGUUGUUUGGAUGUAUUCUGUAUGAAGUCUUUUCUGAAUACUCAGCAGUGGAAUGUCCUCGGAUCAUAAUAUGACUCAGGGUGUGUUUUUGUGUGAGUGUGUGUUUUUGUAGGUUGUGUAUUGUUUUGUGUAUUCAUCUCCCUGUUUAAAAGGAUUGGAGCUUUAAAUGGCUCUGAUGGGUGGAGGGAGGAAACAGCUCCGACUUUAAAGCUUCUGUGGGGUGUUUGCUUUCCAAGACAAAAGUCGUCACUAAAAUCUUUUUAAUUCAGAUUAUUUUAUUAUUAGUGGAGCUGUUUUAUUAUGAUCACAUAAGUUUGAAAGAUCAUUUUUAUUGUAUUAUUGUGCCAUUAAAAUUGAAAACUAAUGUACUUCUGAACCCUGUUCUUCAAGUUAGUCUGACUUACUAUUAUCAGACUAUUUCAGCACAAUUUUUGAACUCAAAAUGCUAUCAUACAAUUGGUAAUGUGGUCAAAUAAAAAAAAGGUCUAUGCUGUGCGCUGACCAUGUGAUUUCAGGUUCAUGGGUUAAUUCAUGUGAAACUAGUAGCACUUUGUGGGAUAGAUUAGCAAACAUAAAUGUCUGUGUGUUUAAUGUCACCCGUUAAAGCACCUCUAUGUAACUUUCUGUUUUGUUUGAUUUUGCAUUGCCACCCACAAACCGAUCAAUCAAUUUGAUGUCAUUGCUGAUCUUGAUAAGCUGAUAUGUGAGCAGUUCUUGCAGGAAAAAACAAACAAACAAUAUUGCAGAAAAUGAUGAAUGAGGCGGUAGCAUAACAUUUCACAAAUUGGAAAGAUAUCUCAAACCUUUAGCACAAAAAAUCAAGGAAAGUCAAAGAGUUUUCCUGUGCAGCAUGCAUGAGCACAAUAGUUAAAGAAUAGAAAAGUGAGAAAAAGUGAUGUUAUUUUUACUUUUGUAUGUCACUGGAUAUGUCGUAGGGCUGAAACAGUACACGAAAUUCAGAGUUGGCACAUACCUUGGUCUAAAACCACUGUUUGGUUAAUUUUUGAUUCAGUAAGGGAAUCACAAGAGCUGCUGCAGAUGCCUCAGAUAAGUUCUUGUUAGCACAACAGCAGCUCUUGUUUGUUUAUAUGGGGCUGGUAUGUCUCUAUUAAUAAAAUAUGGAUGAAGGGUAAAGUUUAAAUCGUGGCUCUAUCACCUUUGACGUGAGUAAAUCCUCUGUCAAUCAACAUCUGUAUACAGUCGUAGAUCUGCUGCCAUAAAAGCACCAAUAGUGUUUGUUAUCUCUGUCACCUGCUCUGAUUUUCCAGGUAAAGGUUGUUUAAAUACCAGAGACAGCUGAGUUUGAGUUUUCUUCGUGUGGCGCUAAUGUUAACGUGCGUGUGGUGCUGCUUCAAAUGUGUUAACAAGUCUGACGUAUUGCUAGAAACGUACCAACUGCUGCUGGAACUAUGUCUGCAUCAAACAGCUUUGGUCUUGUCCAUGUGUCUUUGUCCAUUGUUAUGUUUCACAUGGAAACCUUAGUGUUCCCGCAUAGGAGACCACAUAGUGUCAGUGGGGGAUCUUCUAGCUAUUUCUUGUUGUUUUUGUGCCGGCUGCCAUGACAGGAAAAGUAUGUUCUGUGUGUGGUCUGCUUCUGUCCGUGUGGGAACUCAGAUUUCAUGUACGUUUCCUCACACACUCAAACCUACUUGUGAAUGUUAACUACUGACUGUAGCUAAAGAGUAGUUUGGGUCACACAUCUCUAUCCAAACACAACCAGAGUUGACCUGAACCUGACAGCCGGUCCUUUGUGUUUUGCUUGGACUUGACCUGAACCUUCCCAAGCAAUGAAAUUAUAAAAAGCGAUUUAUUAAAGUAAACUGUUUAAUAAUAAAAUAGUCUAGUUUCUGGGGAGAUAUUUAGUUUUGUUUGUGGUUCGUUAAGUGGAAAAAUUUGGGACACCUGCUUUUGUAUGAUUUUGUAAUGAUGCCAAGUUCAUGUGAAUUAUACAUGUCUGUAUCUGGGAUGGUGUAUCUGUUUGUACACACUACAUGCUGUCUGUAAACUAAAAGAGGCUUCAUAUGGAUCCUUCAUACUUUCCAGAGUGUGUGACCUCCAAACCCUGACCUUUGAACUGUAAAAACCCCACUCUUGAGGCCACAGCCGUGUGCAGUGUUUGAUCACUCGGUUGCCAAAUCAUGAAGUUGAUGUCAUAAGAGAAACAGACAUGUUGACAGUCCUGUUCAAACCAGUCAGACCUGAGCAUACCUGCUUGGUUUAUUUUGGCAGCCAUGCGGUAAUUUUGAAGGUGUGAUAGUUGAAGAUUAGCCAAUUUGUUCUGGGCCAAAAGAUCAUUUAGGGAAAAAACCCACGAUGAGCUGUUACAGAGACAUCUCUGAGUCUGACUUUUAAACAAAACUCCAGGUACCACAGUGAGUUGAAGGAGAAUUUCUCAUCAGGGUAAUGAUUUAUUUUCUCCAUCUCCACAGGGAGUUGGAUCCAGGAUACAUCGAGUUUGACACUCCAUGUUCCUCUCCUCCUGCUCUUCCUCCUCCUUCUCCUCCUCCUCUGUCAUCUCUUUCAUGCCCGUCAACACCACAACAAACACCUUCACCAUCCAACCACAGUAGACCAUGUUCAGCUGGAGGAGUCCAACUACGAAUCAAAAACAGGUAGGCGAGAACUCACACUCCCCUGAACCUAAACCUCUCUCAUAUAGAAGUGGUCCAGUCAUUUUUUCAGACAGGAGUGAAUAAAUCCUGCAUUUCCAAAGUCCUGUCUCGAACAAUAACAUGAUGACAUGACCCCAAAUUCAUUAUCAAUUGAAACUAACACAUAAAGAAGACUGUUAUAGAAAAUUUUGGCUGGGGUGACACCCUGCUUGUGUGGAUCUAAAGCUGACAAGCUAGCUUCACACUGGUUGUUGUUGGCUGGAUGAGGCCCUUCACACUGGUUUUAGUAGUCUGACUUUAUGUUCUGUACUGCAGCCAGUCAGCAGAGGGAGCUCUAAAUGUUUUGGCUUCAGUUCUGGGGAGAUAUCAUGCCACCCAUCCUUUCUAUACAGCCUGCGGUCUGCCUCCUUUUUUUGUAAGUGGCUUCAUGAGUCUCUCUCUUCAGAUGUGGUUGCUGUGGCGGUGUUUCUGACUGGGAUGUCCUGUGUGUGCAUAAAUUCUCUUUGUUUUUCUAACCUUUGGAUGGUCCAACAUCCCGCUGGUUAACUCAGGAAGUGAUGUCAUUUCAGUGACAGGUUUGCAGCAGUCAACAGAGGAGGUUAUCACCCUUGUGUUAGGAUGUCCUGCCUCUGUUUCCUCUGAGUGUGUGUGUGUGAGAGAGUUUUGAGUGUGUUCAGGGGAUUUAUUAUAGACUUAGGGUUCAAACUCAGAUCAACAGGAAAACCACAGCACAAACACACUCUGCUCAGGUUGCUGCGUAACAACACCAUCAUGUUUCCUGUGUCUUCAUCAGCUUUGCAUGCGACAUUUAAAGUAGAUUUCAUAUCCAGCCUGAACUUUGUAAGAGAAAAUUAGGUGUUUGUUAUUUUUUUUAGUCCUAAAUUUAGCUUCCACAUUUUUGACUCAGUUUUUCUUGAAGCUGCGAUUUGUGUUGCCAUUUUUGCUAAUUCUGGUGUUGGCUAUGAUUUCAAAGAACCUCCACACUUAUGAGGACCUCUUUGUUUUAGAUGAUGUGACAUUUUUCCAGAAGUGUAAGACAAACAAAAAGGCCAGUAUAAACACCUCAGGAAAGUAGCGUAGUAUUGUACAAGUUUGAAUUGGUAGAGGCUUAUUGAGAUAAUUUCAUAAACCAAUCAAAACCUUUUAUUCUAAUACCAUCAUCUUUAUUGUUUAAGCAUGGUGGUUUACACAGUUGUGAAACUUUGCUGGAUAAUAACAAAAUCUAAUCAUUUAAGGUAGGUGUGGGAUGAAAUAAAGGUUGCUUGCAGGUCAUCACCGACUAUACAACAUGAUAUAAUACAAUAAGAUUCAAUAUGAUACGACGCAACAUGAUGUGAUCUGAUAUGAUACAAUAGGAUACGACAGAACAGGACACAGUAUGAUAAGAUAACAUACAAUACAAGACAGUGCGUUAUGGUACAAUACAAUACAAUACAAUACAGGGUGGGAUUAUAUGAUAAGAUACAAUAAGAUAUGACUAAUAACAAUACCAUACAGUACUUAAGGCUUUUAUAUGAUUCACAUUAUAAAUAGAUAAGAUAAUAUGAUACUAUUUAAUAUAAUACAAUAAGAAGGAUAUAGGUCCAUAUGACAACACUGGAUAUGAUACUCCGUGGUAUGAUGCCAUGUAACACCACACAAUACUAUCUUAUAUACUCAUCAAUAUGAUGCAGAACUAUACAACACUAUAGGCAAUGUUUAUGAUACAGUACAUAGCAAUGAUAUGAGAGGCAGUAUGAUAGGAGAGGAUAUUAUUCAAUACAAUACAAUAUUAUGUGAUAGAAUAAAAUAUAUGAUGCACUAGGAUGCAGUCUCACAAUGUCAAAUCAAAUAGGAUGUAACAUGAAGCAACUUGAUGCAGUGUGGUAUGAUGCAAUAUGAUACAACACUGUAAAAUACCAUAUUAUGAUACCACAUGAUAUAAUAUGGUUAAUGCAAAGGGAUAAGAUAAGAUGAGCUCCCAUAUGAUAUGAUAUGAUACCAUGCAGUACAGUGUAAAGUAGCACUAUUCAGAAUUAUACAACAUGAUACAGCAUGCAGUACAAUGUGAUGCAGUACAAUACGAUAUUAUACAGGACAAUGCAGAUACAAUAUCAUGUAAUUUGAUGUAAUAUGAUACAUUACAGUACAGUACAAAAAGAUGUAAUAUGUUAAGCUGGUCAGUAAUUUUUCCUAGAUUUGUGCGCUAUAUAUUCAGCUGCCUAUACACUAAUAUUAUUUAACAGAAGGACAGCUACAAACAACAUAUAUAGCUAUAUUGCACAUUACCAAUUUUGCCUUAUUUCUGCAUAAUUCACAACAUAGAUAGAUUGCUCAUGUAAAAGCCGACUCCACUGUUUGUUGUCAUUUUGUUUGUAUGGAGUAAAGUAUGUUGGAGUGAUAGUGAGCACCAGUUUGUGAUGGAUGAUGUGAUGAACGAUAAAAUAUUUAAAUACCUUCUCAUGGAAAACCAAACCCAAGGAUGAUUAAAUGUUAUGUUGUCACUUGCUAACAAACCAGGCCUGGUCUAACUCGGUCUGCUCGGACAGAAAACAGCCAAAUACUGAAGCUCUGAACAGCAAGAUUCAUCCUAAUAUGGAGGUCAAGCGCUGGAAAUGUUCUGUGGUCUUUUAGUAAUAAACUUCACAGCCUCAGGGGGGUGCUAGUGUGACUCAUUUUGCUCUUGUUGAUUUUUUACUUCUCUCCUGGUGCUCACUGCUAUUAUUUAAGUCUGAUAAAGUGACUCUACGCUCCCACAAUCCCCCAGGCUUUUAGUAGUUAUCAGAUAUCACAGCAGAGGGAGGGGCAAAGGGAGGGAGAACGCUUGUCUCUUAUUGGUUCAAAAACAGGAAGAGGGCCAUCAGAGCCCCAUGAGGCUGGGUGUUAAUCUGGCGAGGACAGACACACUAAUUUUUAUCACACAAAGUCUCUCAGCUUUCUCAGUAUUUCCUCUCCUUUCCUUCCCACUUGUCCUCUUUCCUCUAUUCUUACUUCUCCUUUCCUUACCUUAUUAGAGUCCUCUCCUCCCUUUUCUGUCCUAAGAUGUUUCUUUAGUUGAAUCACCACAUUUUUUCAAACUACAUCAUCCAGUCAUUGCACAUGCACAAACACAGACAAGUGCAAUAGAAAUAAACUCCCUUACACUCUCACAUAAACUGAUGUACCAACUAGUCUCAGGUGUCUCCUCAGAACUAUUAAACUAACCCAAGAACAAAAAUCUUAUCUGUGUCAGCUCAAACCUAAUAACUAUUGAUUUAUUGGGGUCCUUGCAUGAGUUAACUGGUAACAGAGUAGUCAAAGUUGUAGGGUUGUUGACUCACGUCAUCGUCUAACUCCUCUUUCUCCCUUUGACCUCUGGCUGCAGCCACACCUGAGUCUUUUUAGCUUGGUAGACAUCUUGUCAUCUGUCAGUUGCAUAUUCAUGAAUGUUAAUGUGUGUUUUUGUAUGCAAAAAUCUUACCCUGAUUUCAAAAACUGAGAAGACUUUUUAUAGGUCUGUAGGUCUGUGGUCUGUAUACACUCUACCCUGGUUUCUGACAACGAUCAACUGCUACCUGUGCAGGCGCACCCUCAGGCAGGUGACACAUUAGCUAAACAAACAUGGUGGUGGGAAACAGAGAAAAUGAGGAAACUGAGUUUUGUCCGUAAUGAAAGAAUUCAAUCAUAAUGGGUGAACUCCCUCACAACCUCGUCCAGCAGCAGUCACAGCUGCUUGUCCUAUGAGCUGGCAGUGACAGGCUGACACCAGAGUUGAGAAAGUGUUGAAUAUUUGCUGUUGUGUCACUGGAAAUGACGUGGAUAUACUGUCUGCAAUGCGCUGUUGGUAUUUAAACCUGCAACAAGCCACAGUGGUCACAUUUUUUCACAGAUUUUAAGGUUACAUGUUGUAAAAAUCAAAAGGCACCUGUGCAAAUAAGAUGCAGUAACUUGGGGGAAAAGUAUCAAUACAAGAGGUUGAUAGAUAUUUGGCAAAUUCUGUGUUUUCAGAAAUCUGAAAUUUACCCGGUUGCCGCCUCCUUAACAGGCAAAGACCCGAAACGUGAAGUGACUUAAACACUUCACAUUUCACAUAUAUCAAGUAUUCAACUAUACACGCGCUCGGCACACCCUAUACACACGCAUACAAGUAAUCAACAUAGUUUCAUAAACAUGUUUUGACAGAUUAGACUCCCAGUUCAAGUGUACAGUAUCAGUAUUUUAUUCCACUCGUCUGUCCCUCCCUCUCUCUUCUUCUCUCUCGCUCUUAAUUUCUAGUUUCCGGGCAAAUCCCUUUGAUUAUUAUUACAAGCUGAAGAAACAGUUUCCCACGGCAGGAGAUAAGGUCGCCGUGCUCUGGGACACACCCUGCUCACACACACACACACAGAGCUGAGUUUGUACUUUGCACAUGGCUCAUCACCGGUUUCUACUAAUUGAGUUCUGCUUUGAGUCUUGCUUCACAGAUUGAUUCGGUUUGAUUCAGAUUCACAUUGUAGAAUACAGUUAUUCAGACUUGAUGUUUGGGGUAUUGUCUUUACUCCUAUGGGCCAAGAGCUGAAGGUUGGCUUACGUUUUAGUCUUGGUCACAAAUCGCUCUUUUGAAAUUUGACGUGUGGAUAAAGUUUGAGAUGAAGCUGCUGGCUUUAGACCUGGUUAAUAAUUAGGUCUGCUAUUUCAGUGGUUUAUUUAAUAUUGCUUAAACAUAGUGAUCAGAUAAGCUUAAGUUAGCCAAGUUAGCUUGUUGUUACUGGCAGCAUACAGUCAGGUUUCUGGCCUCGUGGCUCGAGUUAGCUUCCCAGCCUUGUUCGGGUUUAUAGCUCAGAUUUGGUCCAUUCAGCUUUUUUUCCACUUGUAGAUGUAUAUUUAGCUUAAUAAGUCUUUAUAGACACAGCUAGCUUGAGUUCUUAUUUCUUACUGUAGCCCGUGUGAGUCCCUACAGGUCCAGAGUGACGUUCAUUUUCUUGUUUUUCUUCGUUCAAUCACUGCAGACAUAGAUAGUAAAGAGUUGGAUUUAUAGUUUCAUCACCUUGCAAAAGAGCGACUAAGCUACCAUAUAUCAAAAUUUGCAUGACUGAAAGUCACAUAAACAAAGUCUCAUUGACUGUUGGAGAGCUCUCUGAAGGAGGAUUGUUCACCUAGAAUAUUGUUCCCCUUUUUUCCACCAGUUACAGUUUAACAGUCAUCAUUAAUUUCGCUGUUUAUAUUUACCAACAGCGUCACGCAGACUGCUCCACAAGGGACUGACAAAGUUUUAGUGAGUAUGAAAGAGGUCCUAUUAGUCUUUGAGGAAAUUCAAGAGGCCUUCAGAGGCUACUUGGGUCUUUGAGGAGGUGCUAUCCUUGAAAUUGUUUUACAAGAGUGCAGGGAGAGGUUUAUGAGCACACACACUCACUUGCAAGGUUACAGGGAGGAUCUGUAAUUACCGCAAAGGGUGUAUUCACAAUUCAUCCAACUGAACACAUACACCUUUGUAUGUCAGUGUGUUUGCAGGUGCAUGUGUAAUUAUCUGUCCUGAUGAAACUGGGUCAUUAGUUAAGAAGUUGCAGUGAUACUGUACAGGAGACAAAUGGAAGGUCUCACAGCGGCCCUCAGAUGUAUGAAGAUGUCCCAUUGCUACAUUUAGUAGAUAAAACAUUCAUUCAAUCUCAGUCGUUUUGUGUCCUAUUUAAAGUGCUGUGAAAGUGAUAAUGUAGCAUGUUGUAUGUUAUGGUGUAGUAAUGUUUUUUCAUCACAUGCAAAAACAAAGACUGACCUGCUUUCUUAUUACCUGCAUAGGCUAUUGAAAAGGCUGAUCUCGGUCGACCUCUAGUUUAGUUGUUCAAACUCAUCAACAAAUCGGGGGCAGCAUUAAAUAGCACCUGAGUCUCUGCGAAAAAAGCCUCUUUAGAGAUAUCAAUUUUUUCUAUUUCCUCUUGGGCUCAGUUGCCACACCAGGUUUCGCCCAAAGGUUUUGUUACUUGAAAAUCAUUUUGUCAUCUCUUGCACAAGGAAGGUGGAGCACAGUCCUGCUAGAUUUGUCAAAAAGCACUUAAGGAAAACAAGACUGUCUGAGGUCAAUUUCAAAGUGAAUUAGUCAUGACUGAAAGUUUCUGACAGAUUGAAAUGUCAACUUUAGGAUAACUAUGACUGAGGCAGAAAGAGGAACCAUGGGUAUUUCUUUAUCUCUUUUUUUUUCCCAGUGAGAAAGGAAUAAGUUAUGUAAUUUCUUUAAGUGAGUAAGGUGACUGAGCAGUGAUUCUCAACAUUUGUCUGUAUGUUGGUCCUUGUUUUGGACUCCAGUCCCAGCGAUCAAUACUCCUCAUUGUGUUGCACCACAUGCUGCAUCAUGAGAUAUCUUUCUCCCUGCGGCUUCAGAAUCCAUUUCUGCUCCAAUGAGCUCAAUAAUUCACUGUUUACAGCAACUCUCUGUCCUUGUUUAUCUGCCCACCCCCUUUUUUAGCCUCAUUUUCUGUUUUAUUUUUUAAUCUCACUCCUCAGGUUUCCUCUCCGUAACCCUUUAGAUUUUUCCCUCCUACUUUCCUGCUUUCUUCCUGUGUCCUGUCUCUCUACCAUCUUUCUAUCGGUCUUUUAGCUCCUUCAUUCCUCGGUAGCUUUUUUACUUAACUACUCUUAUCACCCUGCAUACUCCCUCCCUUUCCAGCUACUCAUUCUCUCCCACUAUCUCUCACCCUACCUCCCUCUUUCCUCCCUCCACAGACUUUCAGUGUCUCCUGGUAACUUAACACAUCAACAGCUACCACCAAGACCAAGCUGGGAUGAGGAUGUUUACUUUAUGUUUUUAUCGUAUGGUGGCCUAAUGGUGCUUAAUUGCACAAUUUGCUUAAUGAGCUCAGGGCCUUGGACCAACGCAGUAGGACUCAGUCGGCCAGCCCCAGACUGGAAAUGGAGCAAGGAGACUGAUGGUAGAGACAGCGUCAUUAGUGGUGCAUCUUUUUCUUGAAAUAUGGAUGGUAAAAGGGAAUAGAUAGUUUCCGUACCAAGGAGACGCAGCAUUUGUCUUAUUUCUGAUAGUUUUAGUUAGAAGCAGAGUUGAAGCAAGUAGGUAAGGAAAGGAAUUUUUUUUUGGAGUUAAAAGCUUUAAAGUUUCAGUAAUUGUUAGAGCUCUGUAUGGAAAAGUACAUGAUCACAGGUAAAAGGGAUGAAGUAAAGUACAACUGCAAGUAGGAUGUCUUUCUAGGACGAAUCACGGGGGACAGCUCGAAUGGGUGUGGAGAAGAAACUUUCUGGGACUUUCGAAGAGGGGAAUCAGAAGUAAGAGCGCAGCUAAGAGGACAUUUGUAAAAGACAAAUUAGAUUAAAGUGGAUCUGACCCCAUUGAGGCCAUGGAGCUGUUGGAGGCUUUCUACCGCAGGAAACUUCGAAAGAAGCAGAAGAAAAAAGCAGAUCUGGGUCGGUCAGAGGGGGCGCUCUGUCGGUCACCGUCUGAGGCCAGCGUCAACAGCCUGGCAACCGGCCUCAUAUCUAAAGUCCUCAGGUUCACCUCCAGGUAAAAUAGAUCAAGCGUUGAUGUUUUCAAUGACAGAUUUAUAAAAGGAUUUUGAUUAAGAACAAAGUGAUGAAACCUUCAUGACAUUUAGGAAGUCGACGCUUGCGAAUGAUGUUGAUUACAUUGAAAUGAACUAAAAUGCUAGUUUGCCAGUUUUGUUGUGAGUUUGACAAGUACAGUUAAGAAUUGUUUACAUAGAAAUUGAUUGUGAUCAUAACAGUUUGUCUGAUUUGAGUAAAACUGUGAUGGAAGAAAAGGAUGGGACCUACCAUUGAGAGAUACUGUUAUCUAUGUUUUGCCAAUGCUGAAAGACAACUGUGUUUAAUUAGCCUGGAAAAUUACCUGGCUGUGUAUGGGGUACGGUUCUCUUGCCUUUUAUACCAGAUUAGAACACUUACUUUCGUAAUGGCAUGAACUAAAACUUUAUUUAGGCUUAAGGAAGAAAAGAAUGGGACCCAGACUUGAGCCCUGUGGGGUGCCAAAUGACAAAGGCACCUGUGUGCUUAUAAACUGUACAUAUCCAAACAUCAUCUGUAAUUACAGAUAAACCACGUAAGGUAACACCUAAGAUGCAGUCACCUGUCUCUGAGAUAUAGUCAACUUAUUCUUACAAAUAACAUUCUGCACUUCUUAAGAAAUGGUUACAAAACUCAUAUGGGCACAUACACAUAUAUAUGUAUGUAUACAGUAUAUAUAGCUUUUGUUUUGGCUGUUGAGUGGUAUGGUAGGAGGUGCGAUCCAAAAUGCAAUAUGCCCCAAAGUGGAAACAUGCCAUUAAAACAUCCCUACAUCAUAUGAAUAUGAACAUAUGUUUGUACAACCAGUGAAAAUACAGAUAAAUUACAACAAAAUUUCACAAAAACAGCACUAAAUACACGAGAAAUGGUCUCAUUUUGGUUAGAUCAAUGCCUCAAAACUAGGAGAUUAUGUCUAAGAAAAGCCAUGGUUUCACCAAAAAUCAUAUUACCUUUGAUUGAACUCUUAAACUUUUGUGGUUACUUGUAUAAAAACAUUAAAGUUGAUGUGAUUUUAAUCACCAGGGAUGACUUGGAUAUUAACUCACAGCCAGUUUAUUUGAAUCAAUGUCAUUUCAGUUAAAACUGGAAUUAGGGUGAAUAUCUACAGUAUAAGUGUAACCGCGAUGAUAACGUGCUGAGGUAUUCCAGUCACGUCCUGUCAUUACCCAGGGUUCCUUUGGUCCAUGCAGGCUUUCAUGUCUCUGUCUCCUACUUACUCUGAUACAAUCUCUUCCUGUUUAUCUCUGAGGAUAAAUACAGAGCAGCAGAAUAUAUCAAAUACAGAGAGGAUGACGGAGGACGAAGAUGCUUUUUCAAAUGUCUUAUUAUCACAUCUCUCAUCACAGUUCAUAACGAUGACGAACACUGGAAAGCAAACUCACUGAUGCCGGAUGUGUACAUAAUUACCAUAAAAAAUUCAGAGAAGUGAUUGUGAAUCAUAACGGAAAAAGAGAAUCAGUCCUUCAGAAAAGCCAGCACAGGACAGUCCUAAAACCCCUUUAUUGUAAUUUGUACAGAACAUUUGUGCGUUUGGUUCUUGCUGUCAUGAUUGAGCUUUGUUGUUUGUUUUUUCUCUUUUUUUCUUAAGCUACUUUGGUACAAGACUCCCCACGGGUCAUUAACAUAAAAUCUUGCAUGUCUUGCAGCGUCACCACGUUCAAACUUAUGCAACGGUCCCAAAGAUAUUCCCAUCAAACCACUGAAUUCUGCUAUACCUUGUUCCCAUUUUCCACAUUAUUAAAGAUUAAUAUGUUCUGUUGUGAUGGCUAGAUGGACAGCAUUUCUCUUUUUUGCAGCCGCUUAAGUUUUUGACUCUGUGUAAUUUGCAGCUCAUUUUCAUCAUUACAUUUCUGUCGAACUUGAGCUUGUGCUUAUGAAUUUGUAAUAAUUCUGUAUUAUCAGCCUGUCUCUUUUGACUUUAAUUGUUUAGAUCAUGGCAGUGCUAUUGCCCUUGUUGCCUACUGUACAUUUGAGUCCAUGUAAGGCGUAUAGUAGUAGAAGUAGUCUUAUUGUAAUGCUGACACCCCCCCAAGACCUACACAGCAGCUGAGAUUUGUAGUGAUAAGAUUGAUUAUUUUUCUUCUAAAUCUUACCGAAACACUGUAAAAAAAAAAAAGCAAAGUAGAUAUUUAGCACUCAUCUUAAAGAGAAAGUAGUUCAGGAUUAUUUCCACUGAAAAAGAGAGACAGAAGGUGAGUCAGACUUCUGUGGAAAGAGUCUGAGCAGCUGAAGAGUGUUCGAUGUGUUUCUGUGGGAGGACACAUCAGAGUAAUUCAUCAGGUUGAAAUAGUUGUUUUCUAGCUCUGAUGAUCGUCUCUGCACAGUGUUUGAAUCACUGCAGCAGUUUGGAGUGUUUAUUGGAUUUUGUGAAUGAAGAUCUGAAGACUAACAUUGUUUUAAGACAAUCAAGAUUUUUGGUUGUUCAAGAAAAAACAGUGAUGUAUUUUAAUUUGACAGCAGUAUUUAAGAAUUCACUGAUGUUGGUGCUUUUCAAAUGAUAUUGACGGCGAUUUUUGUGUCUGUUUAUCCGCCUUUUUUGAAGGUCGAUACUAAAAGAUCUCCCUUUUACUAUUGAUUCCAACAUCUAACGUUCAUAUGAAACCAUUCCCAACAUAAAUUUUAUCUUUUGUCUAUAAUUAUGAGAGCAUGAACUUUUCCACAAACUGAGGAUUACUCGGAUAACCAUGACCACCUCGACCUAUAUCACUGCAGCAUCAUGAAUUAUUGGGCAAUUCUGUCUGGUGUCUAAGCAGGAGUUGUCUUGAAAAUACAGGUGUCAUAAAAUCUACAUACUUCCCUUAUUUGUUUCACUUCUCUUCACCAAAAUGGGUGAACAAGUCUGCGGGCCGAAGUGUUUCUGUUUGUGUUCAUCAUCCCCCACCACCCAAAGUGUGCUACUUAGAUGGAGUCAAGUGAAAUCUGUGUUUACCUUGUGCUGAGUAAACUUCCACCUCAUAAUUCUCAGUACUUUCUUCAACAUUCUUCCAAAAUUAACAUCUUAACUUUUUAGUUGAUCCACAGGUCUGUUAUUACCCUCCAUUGUGACUGACAUUUGUCUGUUGUACCUGUAUGCUUAGCUCAUUGGUGGUUGCUUAAACACAAAGUACAAUUGUGAUAUUUUGGUUCUGUUUGAUGCAAAGUGUAUAAACUUUUAAGUUCAGCUUAGCCAUCCCAGAGUGAAAUGUGUCUGAUAAAAGUGGAGUGGUGUUGGUAUUUCACAUCAUGGUGGCAGUAGGACUUCAAGAUGCUAUGGUGACUUCAGUAUGGUGUACCGAAAAGAAAAAAAACAUCAUUAUUUACAGACCCCCGUUUUCGUCUUUCUAAACUUUUCAGACGCAGUGAAUCAGCAUCUCGUCCUCAUUCAUGGCACUCAACGAAGCUCAGUGACGGACAGCAGCACUUGGACCAGGGAGGGAUGGACACGGUGAGCAGCGCCUGGCAUCAUGGCUACCACGCCAGGUAAGUUUUCCCAAACACCAUUUUCUAUUAACAACUUCCCCUGCUCUUUCGUAUGAACUCUUUUUAUUGCCGGGGUUAAAACAAACGUAACUCAGUGUCUCCUUGUAUUCUGUUUUUCUGGACAGACACUCAGAGGUCAAAGUUCAUGUUUUUAGAGGCGAACACGUCUCAUUUCUUAUCUAAUCUCUGACAGACAGAGACCAGUCUUUGCUCUUGACAUUAAACGUGUCUCACUUAAAGAUCCCGCGAGGCCAACUUUGUAUGAGUUUUAGUUUGCAGUUCUUGUUUUUUAUAUAAAAUAAUUGUGUUUAUGGUCAUUGAUUUAUUUUAGCUGUCUGUUUUGGUUGUUUAUCACGUACGCCCUUCAUACAGACAGCAGUAAAAAGCCCACCCUGCUCCGCAUGGGGGUUUAUCUCCAGAAAAUGACAGGAAGUUUGUUACGGGCUGAAAGUUCUUCUGUUGUCUUAAUGACAUUUCGACGCCACAAAAAAACAUCAACUGUCACUGAAUACUUACAGAGUUUGUACAACAUGCUGCACAAACUUUGUCUUGUGUUAGAUGUCAGAAGGCCCAGACUAAAAUCACUAUGCAGAGUCGUUAGCUGCUGUCUGUCUUCUUUAUGAUGUGACCUUUGACCCUCAGUCUGCAUGUUGGGCUUCUACAGUAAUACUACGGGUUAUUCAUUAUUGGUACAGUGGCUUUAGGAUUAUAUGAUCAUUAUAUUUACUUAUCGGCAGCUUUGUAGUCAUGAAGCAACCCAAAAGUUAUGACUUUACAGAAAACAUAUGAGGCUAGCUGUUAGCACUCACUUAGCUCUUCAUUUAGCUACUCAAGAAUUCACUGCUGUUCAAAAGUUACUCACAGUUUCUGGUUCUUAGUCUUCAUGAAGGUCUUGAUUAAAAAAAAAAUAGUAUUAGGAACAGUUGGGAAACAAAUCCAGCUCAUAUGGGCCUUUGUUUACAAAAGAGUCAUUGGUGAAGUGGUGAGCACAAACAUGAAGACUUCCCUCUGUUUUCUAGCGUUUUCCUCUUUGAGACUGACUUUACUUUACUACUUUGCAACCAAAAGACCAGUUAUGAGCUGCUGUCUUGGGCUGAAUUAACAAGGACAAGGGGUGAGGAGCAAGACAAAGGUGAAAUAUAUUUUCCAGUCAAUCAUAAGACGGUAUAACCUGACCUCAGAGUGGUCAUGUUUUGAAACAAUCCGUUCAAAGAAGCUGGAAAACAGUCAGGAAAUACACUGCCAUCCAUGUGUCUCAUGACUUCGGAUUAUGCCAAGGUUCAGUCUGGCUAUCCAGCAUUGUAACAUUAUGUGUAUGUAUUACAGUACGAAUCAGAAAAAUGAUUAUAAGAACAAACUCAGGUUUGUUUUGAAUUUGAGUAAAUUGUCAUUAUUGUUGAAUAAGGCCUGAUCUUUUGAAAACAAACAUGUAAUUGGAAAGUCAGUAACUUAUUUAAGAUUUACAUUUUUUUUUAAUUAUUUUUGGAAAGUUGUUCAAAGAAAGUAUCACAUUCUUUCUCAAACUAAAGAAAAUUUUAUAAAAGAAGUAAUUGCAUUUUGAACUGUUGUUUUUUGACUAAAGUUAUGAAGCCCUAUGGGGAUUUACUCACUUUUGGAGCUAGCCCCCAGUGGUUGUUCACAGUACUGCGAUUCCUGGCACUUCAACUUAGGUUUAAUUUCCAAACAUGUUUUUAGAAGAUGUUUUUUUCCCUCACUUUUUUGAGGAUUUAGUCCAUGUUGUCAUGGUGUUGUAAAUGUUUUAGGAUUGUAAUCUAUGGUGGCUCAGACCAGCUGGGACUCCGGCUGUGAUUUACUGAAGAAAUCACAAUAAAAGGAUGCAUAGAAAGGAAGUUAGUUCAAGCCACAGUACAGUUACUCUUUUAUAUUAUCUGCAGACUUGCUUUAACGUGGUGCUCGUUGUUGUUCCUGUGAGUCGAGGCUGUUGGUCAGCAGGUUUUUGUCAUUGGAGUUACAUCACCGUUCGUUUGAAACGGCCGAGAAGGAUGAAUGAAACCCUGACGUGGCUGUGUUGGGUGGACAGGACUGACGUCGAUGCCCACAGAGAAGGGGCAUUCCUGAUACCCUUCCCCCUCACCUCGGGGUCUCCCAUGGCAACAACCCCCCCCCAAUACACACACCCACACACUCAAUAACAUGUGGGACUGAAAAAGAAGUUUGUGGCGGCAGAUUUUAUUGAACUGUAAGUUAAAAAAGGGAGACUCAAAGGGAAGUGGCAUAUGUCGACAUGAAACUUGGACUCAGGGAAGUUUUUGAUGGAGAACAAGAGAAACAGACAGACACAGACAGAGACUGUCCUCCCUCUCAGAGCGGUAAUUGCAUUGUGUUCGGUUGAAAGAUUUGGUGGGUCAAACUGUGACGUCGACACACACGCACACACAAACAUGUACAUUCCAGUCAGUUAUCUGGGGUGAGGAAACUCCAACAAAUCACCAACUUUACAACCGACACUUUCAACAAAUAAAACCCUUUCAGGCAUGAACAUGGUUACCUAAUUGUUCUAAAAUUUAACUCUUAACCCCAUGCUGAAAAAGCAGCUUUUUUUCUGUAAAAGUGAGAAGAGUAAUGGACCUCAAUUAGUCAAAUUCCUAAUAUUUUCACAAUUUAUUAAAUUGGACCCUUCAGACAAACCUGCAGCCCUAAAUGCUCCAGCCAUCCUUAUCUAUGACUUUUUAUCUCUGUAAUUCAAGCUUUUAUUUGCUUGAUACUUUGGUUAAUAAGUAAAUUUUUGAGCUUUUAUAAAAACUGAAACCCUCUUUCUUUGUCUCUUAGUGCUUCCACCACUGACCUGUCUGGUGGGUUCGACUCUGGUGGCAGCUACCUGAGGAAAAGUCCAGACCAGUACAGCUCCAGAGGCAGCAUGGAGAGCCUGGAUCCUCCUCAGUCCUCCCAGCUUCACAGCGGAGCUCAGCACCACCACCAUCAUUCCCACAGUGGACCCCACCCUGCGUAUUCCUCCUGCCACCAGCUGUCUUCUGCCAGGUACAAACACAGCCACCGUUACCGACUGAAAGCAGGUGCCAGAUAUUUUUAAACCUUAGAUAGCAUAAAGACCAAAAACAGGGAAAGUUUCUCACCUCCUGAACCCUUCAAAACUGUCCAAGUGAAACCGUGUAUCUCAUUGAUGAAACUGCUGUAGAUAUAAGGAGUUAUUGUGCAACAGUAAACAGUGAAGUCAUUUGGCCUCUUUCUGUUCGGUGUAGUGUCCCUUUUAGUGGCGCAGUCAGUUUUUAGCUCUGUCCUAAAUCUUCUGUGGCUCAAGCAACUGUGCCGCCUAAACAAUGUUGCCCUGUUUCACCAAUGCACCUCUGAAAAACAAAAGGAGCGAGAGGGAUUCAGGAUUGGGAUUCAGAGAAAGUUAGCUUUGAUCGCAUGCUGGAAAACAGAGCGGGACGAACAGUCGGCCAAAAUGAUUCCUGCAGUUGUAGUCAGUCUGUGCGGAGAUGUUAAAGCUUCUAUGAGGAGUUUUUAAAAUGGUUAGAGUUAGGGUUAAUUAAUUACAGGUUAAUCAGGUGCUUUUUUGUACAUUUUUCACUGCAAACAUUCACUAAUACAUUUGAUCGCUAAAAUUAUAUGAUGCAAUUAAAAAAAUGACACAAUUUGAUGCAUUUAGAUAUGAUACUAUACAGUUAUACAAGAUGCAGUGUUAUACAACCCGACACAAUACAGCGUGAUAUAAUCCCGGCAUGAUAUUAUACAAUGUUUUAUGACACAGUAUGAUACAACAGACACAGUGUUUUACAGCACAGUUUUAUAACAUGUGAUAUAGUUCAAUUUAAUGACAGAAUUUAAUGCAAAUUAAUACAGUAAGAUAUGAUAUGAAAUUAUAGUAAGAAUUCUAUGAAAUACGACACAAAAUGUUUAAAUACAGUACUAUAAAACGCAAUGUGUUGUGAUCUGAUGCUAUUAGAUGUAACCCUGAACAAUAAGAUACAGUACAGUAUAUGAUACAAUACAAUACAACGUAAUAAAUGUAACUUAAAAUGAUACAAUAGGAAACAACUCAAUACGAGACGAUACAAUACGAUAUGAUGUGAUACGAUAUGAUGCGAUACGAUAUGUUAUUGGAUUUACCAGAUCCUGAUAAUCAGUAUGUAACAUCUCUUUAUAUAUAAUUUUAUAAAGAACAGGCUUAUAAUGGUUUGAUCAGUUUUGGCCUCAUAGCAUUAGAUAAACAAACUCAUGUUCUCAUAUUGAAACUCUUGUCAUGUUGCAGGUCCUCCAACAGCAUUGACCACCUCCACAACAAACGAGACUCCGCCUACUCCUCGUUUUCCACCAGCUCUAGUAUCCCAGACUACCUUGCCUCCACCCCUACUUUCAGCACAGAGCGUUCCUUUUCGCUAGAGACGGUCCCCCAGAGAGGAGGAGGGAGCGGAGAGUUGCAGCAGGCUGACAUGCGUUACGUGCGGACAGUUUAUGAUGCCCAUCAGGGAUUAUCCCAAGAGCACGAGUUAGGCUCCUCCUCGGCGGCACUUUUGCGCAACACAGAUUCCAGAGGGGGAGGAGGAUCGAGGACAGGACCAAGUCGAGAUGUGCAAGGUAACGCUGUUUUUAAAAAAUGUUUUUCAUGCAACAUUAUUUUGAUUUGAUGAGGUCUCUGGUUUGAUUUUUACUUGUAGUUUCAGGUUCAGUUGGUGGGGUCUGUUACCGUGGGAGCAGCAGUGGCAGCAGCAGCAGCAGUGGCAGCAGCUGUGGAGGGGUACCGGCUUCAAACCGACACAGUGUGGGUCCAAUAUGGGGUCCUGCAACCAGCCGCAGCUCCUACGAGAGCUUGAAGGGGGCACCAGCCCCUCCAAGGCGCAGCGACAGUUAUGCAGCCAUCAGAAACCAUGAGAGACCGAACUCCUGGUCCAGUCUGGAUCAUGCCAGAUCACUAAGGUGAGAGGAUCACACCUUACUAUAGACCCUAAUCAACUCCCAAUAGGUGAUCUAUAAAUGCAGUCUGAUGUAGUAUUUCUGCUACAGAAAUAAUGAAGUGAGUGUCAAAUGUUCAGAAACUUGCUGAGCUUGUGUGCAAAAAGAUCUCUCCUGAACUCAGUCCAUCCAUUUUAUGUUCUCAGGUCUCUGCAGAAAGGUUCCUGGCAUCACUCUAGUGGUCCUGUGGCCUCAGGUGCAGGUAAACAUCCACCAUUUUUCCAUAAUUGAAGUGUUUCCAGGAAUAUAACAGGACCUAAACGCACCUUUUUGUUUUUUGAUUGAUCAACUUAAACAUCUUAACUUAACAUCAUCAUAAACUUUGCAAACAUUCACAUUAUUUAUUUUGUUUUAGCCAAAGGUUUGUACAGCGCUGAGGGUCAGCUCCACACAGUGAUAGAAAAGAGUCCAGAAAGCAGUCCCACUACAAAACCAAGGCAAGGUGGAGGCUUCCCACAGUCUCCAUCCCCCACUGGACCCGCCCCCCAGUCAGGCAGGACGAUUCUGCCCACUGGCAUGUACCCUGUCCCCCAGCCCGAGCCUCACUUUGCACAAAUGCCCAGCAGCAGCCCUGCACCUGGCACCUCUGGAGUUUAUCCCGCCUUGGCUAAGGAGAGCAGCCGACAGCAGCACCAGGGGCUGGAGGGCAUCAGUAGGAGACCGGAGGCAUCAGCAGAAGGGCAGAAUGAUAGGAGGAUGUCAGCUGCAGAGAAUGGUUACCAAAAUAGCACUUCACCUUUACCAUACCCCCACUCCUCUUCCUCUGCAUUUGUUGCCACACAACUCAGAACUCAAGCACAUGAGAACGACAGGUAGUGUUAUCUGUUUAAUCGAAAUCCUAUGAUUCAGAGUUUAUUUUGACACAUUUGGUACUCAUCUACAUAUCUAUUUUGUGCCUCUUGGGUAACUAAGUCCUCUACAUUUCAGACCUCAAAAGGAAGAGUCUAAUCUGAAAACCCCUGGAGGUGGAUCAAAGGGUCAUACAGCGGCCAAAAGACCCCAAAACCACCAGGGACCUCACAGCCAGAGUUUCCAAGAGCCUUUGAUUCAUGCGAGUCAAACAGCCAACAGCCAGGUGUUUCAAGAACCCAACCAGGAUUUCUUUACCCCCAACAUCCAGUACAACAAAGAAACCCCAAGACCUUCAUCCUCACAAGACUGGAGGGACCCUCCCACAUCUGUGCAGUCCAAGGGAGACAGGAGCAGGUACAGCAUGGAGGGUUGAAUGUUGGGUAGAAACUCCUGGUCAGGAAUUCAAUGAGAUGUUUAUGUUUCCGGGAUAUCGGGAUAUUGGAGUUGUUUUCUUCCCAGGGUGAUUAUGUUGAAAAUUGCUUGAGGUACAGAAAAAUUUGACAUGACUUGGUCUCAUGACUUCAUAUUAAACUGCUCAUAAAUUGUUUCAGAAGUUUAUUUCCCAAACUUUCUGUAGAUCAGAGUCUCUUAGCUACUAUUCCAUGCUUUUGGCUCUCAGUAUUCAUCAGCAGGACCUGAAACAGUUUUGGACAAGAGUCUGUCUAAAUUGUUCAUAACAGAUGGUGAUCUCAUACAGAUGAAAUAAAUAGAAAUGUUUUGGUGUCAAACCAUAAAAAUGCUCAGCAACUGAAACAUCUACCACAGUACAAAGCUGCUUUAGCACUGGAUGGUCGGGUCAGUCAUCCAUUGGUUCACUCACCGUCAGUAAUAUUGACAGUUUUUUCCUUUCUUUCCUUUCUACAGAUCGAUGGACCAGACGAGCCUUUAUUCAGAGCCGCUGGCAUCACCUAAACUGGCCCAGGGACAGGUACCACCUUCAUACUUUCAACCUCAGCCCCAUCCUCCACCCAGCUCCGCCCCCCAAAUUUCUCCCCGUCACCUCAGCGACUCAGCGGCUCUACAGUACCAGCACUGGGAGCAGGACAGAGACAGAGACCACCCACUGACCCGCCUGGAGAUCGCUCUCGCCGAGGUCCAACGAUCCACAAGCCCGGACAGCGUUUUCUCUGCCAGUAGCCAUGGCAACAGUAACUUUGUUGAUGAUAGUCACGUACCAGUUCGCAGCCUUUCUGUGUUGGAGAAAGUCAGUCGUUUUGAGCGUCGGGAACGAGCUGGGAAGCAGCGCAGUCAGAGCACCACCUCUCAGCACAAAUCCAGCCAGCAGAGGGUGAGCGCGUAACAGCCAAAACAGUCAAAGACAGUAGUCAUGAAAAACACUGAUGCUGCUUCACUGCUUAAUAUUUUUUCUGUUUUUGAAUCAGUUAAAUGAAAAAGGCCGCGGCGUCCCGUGUGGAGCAGAUGAUCUCAGAAACAUGCUGGAGAGGAGCACCAAUGCCAGCAAAGCCCACAGAACAAUGAGCUACAAAGGAGGCAGCAAUGAACAACGAAAAUACAGGUAUAAGGACACAUCUGAAUUUGAAAGUAUUGUAGAUACUUGAUAGUGUCAGGUUGAUAAAAGAUUGUGUAACCGUGUACCAAGUCCUGAAAGGAUGGCUGUCUUGAAAAUGGGUCCCAUUACUGGACUUUUGACUACAUUUUCUCUGUGGUUUUCAGGACCCCAGCAGAUCCCAAUUCAGCCCUCCAGAGGAGCCGGAGCAGCUUUCAUAUCAAUGAGUCCAGAGAGGGUCACAGCAACAAAGACUUCCCCUGGAGACAGGAAGUCCAACAGAUGCAAGGCUCAAUGCAGGACACUUCCCCAAACAGGUGAGAGUCUUCAAACAAAGAUGGGGUCUGCACACAGAGGUCUGGAUCCACCAAGUCAGAGUCCUUUAAGUGAUCAGAGGUCUCUCACAACAAUUCAUACUAGUGCCACACCAAUUUUGAGUCCUGAACCAAGUCAGACUUUCCAGUUCACAGUCAGUCAACUAAUCAGGGCCUUCCAGAAGCUUAGACUCCUUUCCCAGUCUAGAUCAGAGACCUCCAGCAUAUGUCAGUUUUUCAACAGGUUUGAGACUUUAAGCCAACAUUUGAGUCCUGCCCCAAGGCCCAAGUACUCUCCAAGUUCAGGGUCCUCAAAUAGGUCAGGGUCUAAACAUAAGUCCCGUCAAAGAUCAGAGUUCCCCAACAUUUAGUGGUCAUGUUGGAGUCCUGUAAGAGUUCAAACAUCUUGCCAAGGUUAGAGUCUUUCCCCAGAGCUUAAAUUCUCUUCCAGGUCAAAGUCCUCAAGUCAAAGUCCUCAAAAAGGUCAGUCCUACCCAGGUAAGGGGCUAAACAAAGUCAGAGCCAGUUCAGAGUCUUUCCAAUGACAAGACUCUGUUGCCUAAUCAGAGUCUUCAAACAACCCAAAAUCCUUUACCGUUGUAGUCCCAAAACAAGAGUUUUUUGCCAAGUUGGGGUCCUAUGGGUUGUUAAGUCCUUUCUAGGGUCAAAGUACUCCCCCUUUAAAACUCAUGGUCUGUCAACAGCAGUGGCGAUUGCUCUAAGACUGCAAGGGAAGCUCGGCCUCCCUUAAAAUGUCACCCCCCCAAAAAAAAGAAAAAGUGGUGAAAUACGUACGGCUGUGUGUACAUUUCAUUAACUAAAUACGCACUAGAAAGCCUUCAUCUUUUGUUCAGACACUGUGAUAAGAAGCUGAUAAUCACAGGUAACCGGCAUAACGUCGUUCUCAUUCAUCCUCGCAGCGCCUCAGCGCUUCAAACAGUCGGAAGCUGGGCUUCUGCUGACUUCAAUGUGGAAGCUUAAAGUGGGUUGUUCCAGCAGCGAAACUAGACGCUCAUUGGAUAAAUGCUGGGCUUUGUCCCGCCCAAUGGAAGCUAAGCUUCACUGGAGUUCUAUGGCGAGAGGGCGGUCCCGACUUUCUCCCGGACUCCAAGUUUCUGCAUUCAUGAUUGGAUGAGCUGUCUGAGGCGAAAUCCUUUUUUGAUUGACAGCUAAACAAGCGAAUCAGCGAUCUUGAAGAAUAAAACAUCUACCAGAGCAUUUUCCAAGUCAUUCAUUCCGUUGUUCUUAACUGCUCCGGAGACUUUACCGAUCCUCAGCGACUCUUGUCUUUGUUAAAAACGACUGCCGUUGUGUUUGGCGACUCUGUUCUGUUACAUACUAAUAAACAAAUACAAUUAUGAUGUAGGCCAGAAAAAUGAGCUUCCCCUCCUUGAAAGACCAGCAGCCGCCACUGGUCAACAGUUUUUAGUUAGGGUUAAAUGGUAGGUAAGGUCCUCCAAGAACUCAGAUCAAGACCAUUGUAAGCAGAGUCCUUCAACAGAUCAGUCUUGACGUCUUAGUUUUAUUCUGAUUUUGGUUUUUGUCUCUUAUCAGAUCUUACAGGGACUCCUUGAAGGAUGCCCAGUCUAAGGUCCUUCAGUCCACCUCUUUCAGACGUAGGGACCUUGGCUCUUCUGCUAGCCCUCCACCUCCUGCAGCUUCCCCCCCAAUUUCCUCCUCCAUCAGCCACCACCCUUCACCUGCUCCUACCAAGUUCCACUCCCCAGAGAAAAAGGGUCCAAAAACCAUGCCAAAACCACACGGUGUCAUCAUCCCCUCCCAGUCGCCACCACCACCACCACCACCCAUCCUUUCCCCUCACACACCGAAGGAGCGGCACGUGGUUAGCCCAGAGGUUCGAGGCCACAGUCCUCCAGCCCUCCCCAGCGUUCCUCCGGUUGGACCUCCUGCUGUGUUGCGGAUCUGCGGCAGAAAGCGCCUCGCAGCUGACCAGAAGAAACGUUCCUACUCAGAGCCAGAAAACUUGAACGAGGUCGGGGUUUCGGAUCCGGAAACUUCUGCCCUCUUCAGGCGUGGAGGAGGUAAAUAUAUCUGCUUUGAGGGCACACACAGGAGAGUUUUGCAUGUGAGGAAAGUCACCAUUAGGAUUGAUGGGUGUUUGAUGUUGCACUUAAUCAAAAGUCUGCAAGUUUGUAACUCUGGCCCUGAUCACCAUGUCUGCCAGAGACCAGUGUGGCAGAUCGACGGAAGAUGUUUGAGCAACAUGCUUCGUCAAGAACCGACCUGCGCCAGCUCCAGCAAGAUGCACUGGCUGAGUACGUCCAGAGGAAGAGAGGUGGGAAAAAGGAGGAGGGAGGACAGAGGAGUGGACAGAGACCCCGCAGUGCUUUUUUCCAGCCUGAAAAUAGCAACCACACAGGUCAGUGUAAGAAGGGAAGAAGAAGGAUCAAAUGAAAUGAAAUGAAGAUUAAUCAUGCCUCUUCUUUACUGUCUCCUUCCUCUUUUCCUUUCUUUCAUCAGCCUCCUCUGCUCACUCAGACACCCUCAGUCUUUCCUCUGCCUCCAGCUUUCUCUCUCUACAGGAAUCCAGUUUCUCCUCUGAAGGGAGGAGUCUCAGCUCCAGUCACCAACCUGCAGCAGACCUACGGAGUAUCCAGUCCAAUCUUUUCUACCCUGGGAGGGUGACAUCGCCGAGGCCUCCAGCACAGCCAACACUAGGGUAACUAAAGCUAGAUACCCGCUGAGUUCAGAACCAAAGAGAAACCGAAUGUGAUGGCAAAUCUUUGAUGUCAUAUUGAUUAAACACAGUCUGCAAAAUUCACACUUCUCGACAUAUUACUAAACCAAAUACGGUUGUUUCUGCAUUGAUGAAGCCCUUACAGCUUGGCAUCAACUUUGAUUUACUCUGCUUUGGUCUGAACAGAUAUUGGGACAAUCUUUAAGUCAUGUUGGCAGCAUUGGUUCAAUACUAGCCAAAGUGGACAUUUUCAGGCUAACAAACAACAGUGGAAAAGAAAGUUUUGGUCCUUGGAGGAUAUAUCUUCAUGGGCUACAUGAAACAAUAGCGUGUAUACUAGAGCGCAGAAAUGUAGAGCAAGCUUAAAGUUUGACAAAUUCUGACAAACUGGCUUUAAACUUUGGAUAGAAAUCCAUGCUAUAUGACAACUGCACCAUUUUUUCUUAGUUUUUGCACCAUGAUUGACGCUUUUCUUUGGUCUAUACUUCCAGCGCUCCUUUCCAACCUCAGCUCCAGGCCCAGAGCCUCCAGGAUCUAACCCCUGAAUCAGGGCUCAGCAGGCAGAGUCAGACUACCUUCAGAGGGAUCAGCCCAGUCCAGCAGCAGCAGCAGCAGACCGCUGAGCCUCAAAUCAAACGGCGGCUCUCCAAGCAGCUGAACGGGGCUCUGCAGCGAGCUGGAUCAGCACGGGGAUCUGCAAAGUCGGCUUCUGCAGAGGAUCUCCUGGAGAGAACAGAGGAUAGACAGAUGUCUCCUUCACACCACAGAUCCCGCUCCUCCCCUACAGUUGAGAUACAGAGCAAGGUAACGCUGCCACAACUGCAGACCUGCAGGAACUUCACUGUUCAGCCACAUCCUCAUUCCUCUCGGUAUUUUUUUGUAUGAGGGGACAUUUUGCUAUAAAGGGACAUUUGAGCCCUGAGUCACACAGGAAAUACCCAGCAUCCUCAGAGUUUCCUGUGAGGUGCCAGAGAGCCGGGGACGGUGGCUGGGCGCUGUCCGAUGUGCUUGAUAGCAAAGAUAACCCACACACACACACUCACACUCACGUAUACAUCCAUCAUACACACACAUCUACAGAGUUCAUAAAAGUCUGCAGUGAAAUCUCCUCCAGUGAUCAGCGCCGUCUGUGUCACAUAAACACCAUUACAGUUUUCAAGCAGACAGAUGGACACUGUCCUCCUCUUUUAAACAAUAGAUUUCACUGCAGGGUGGUAACAGGCCUGCUUUUAUACUUUCACUUAGUUUUGGGACUUCACAGCUGGGUUAUGCAUAGAAAAGGGAUGGCUGCUUUAGGCUUUCCAUGCUGCCAUUGAGAGAUAGGACUGUAGAUAGAGGUAGAAACAGAAGAGGUCAUAACCUAGGGCAGAUGGGAGAUUGAGUUCCAAUGCCGUUGAACAUUAACUUUAAGGUACAUAAGUGAUGAAAAACCCAAUAAGAAGGAUUGUUUUUACAGCGAGGAAGGGUGGCAUCAUUUUCUUUGAGUUUGUGAUUUCAGCUAACACGACUGAUUCAAACGCACAGAGAUUUCCAUGAACUCAAAGGAAGCGUUUCACGAUAGCACAAUUACAAUUUUAUGUAUGGAAAGAAGUAUCCAAAAAGCCUCAAGUGGAUGUUCAAAGAAUUGCAGUUUUGCUGUUCCUAUUUGCUUCAUUUCAUUUCUGUGUAUGUGUAUGUCUGUGUGUUUGUGUGGAGAUCUCAUGUGAUCACUGGUGGUGCACUAUGUCUGGAUUUAUUUUCUUAGAAAAGGUCAGACAUGCAGACACAAAGUCAACAGUUUAUUACCUGUAAAAUAAACAUGGAAUUAACAUCCACAAGCGUCAAACAUUAAUGUAAAGUUUAGGAGUAAUCGUAGGAAGUUUGGAUCAGGAUAAGGAUGCUGGUACUCAGUGCUCAGUACUUGGUGCUGUCAGAGGCAGCAGUCAUUGCUUUGCAGUGUUUCUCAAGUCCAGUCCUCGAGGCCCACUGUCCUGCAUGUUUUGGAUGUUUCCCUGCUCCAACACACCUGAUUCAAAUGAUCAGCUCGUUAUCAAGCUCUGUGAUGGCUUGAUAACUCCUCCUGAGUUACAGUCCGCACUGACCCGUUUUUGUUAUUAAAUGCUUAAAAGAACCACAUGAUUUAGCUUUUUUCACAUCAAGACUUUUUGACUUUGUCAGCAACCUCUACUUCAACAAAAGGAAAAUUUAAAAAAUUAAACUGAUUAAAUCAUAUGCAUUUGUUGUGUUAGGGUCACUGUUGACCCGGUUAGAUAAAUAUCUAAUACUUAGAGCAAAAAAUUAAAUCAUAUGAGCUCUGUCAGGUGUCACACUGACAGUCAGAUCCUUUUCUAAUCAUGUGAGAUUUAGGAAAUUCUCAUUUUUCCUGUUUUUUUCCUUGCACAACAAACAACUUUGGGCAUGUCGAGACAUGUGAGAUCAGUUCAGUAUUGAUGUCUGUGUGGAGGGGUAUACUGACAAAGAAAGGCCCAGAGGCCCACAACAAAAAUAUUAUAAGCAAUAUUUUCACAGAUAAUGAAGCCUGACAAGGUAACCUAGAGAUGAGAACCAAAUUGGAUGAUAGAGAAAUGCUUUAAGUGUAAUUUGCAGCUGAUUUAAGACACGGGUUGAAACCGACCCUUAACAUAGUGGGUGUGUAGUGAAAGCUAACACAGGAGGAAGGUUAAACCGCCAAAGAGACUGAAGUUUUUUUUUUCUGUGUGUGUUUCAGGACCGUCCUUCAGGUGACGUCAGGAUGUUUGGGGUCUUCAUCUCUGAACCCAGUCGUUGCUCUCUGGCUGCAGAUCGGUGAGUCUCAUCUAUGUUAAGAACAGCUGAUCAUGUGACCCAACAGCUGGUAGAUUUGAACCUGGAUUUCCCCCCAAAAAGGUCUUCACAGUCUUUCAUUCCCCUCUUAUCUCUUCCGUCUUGUUCAUCCAUUAAAGGCAGAAAAGUACAGAAAAGAAUUCAUAUUUUAUCAAACUUGAAGAGUUUUGGGGGAUCAUCCAGCUCUGCAUCAUUUCUCUUGCACACAAUUGUUGCUCAGUUUACAAAAUUAAUCUUUUUUAGUAGAUGGAGAAAAAUGUGCGGCUGCUUUUUGUAACCCUGCUGGAAAACUGGAGGAUGAUGGGAAUUCAAACAUUAUGCACCCAUUUUAAGCUCUUCUCCAUAAUAGGCUUUUAACAUUUACUGAGUGUGUCUCCAUUUGUUUGUGUUUGUAUGUGAGUGCUUUGGGCUCUACGCUAUUUUAAAACAAGCUAUGACUGUCUGCUGCUGCUGCUGCUGCUGGCAGGAGAGAGGAGGAGAAAGAGAUGGAAAAUGGAGAUGAGGAGGAGGAGGAGGGAGGAAAAUGGCAAGAGUUACGAGAAGUGUAGACCAGAGGAGGAGGUGGAGGAAUGAGGUGAUGGGGGAAAUAUGAGGAAGGACAGAAGCAAGCAGGAGGUGGAGAAAGUGAGAGGGGUAGAGAAAGAGGUGAAAAGAAGAAGAAAGGAUGAGAGGCUUGAUGAGCAUGAGAAAAAGAGGAGAAAAAUGAAUGUAAGAGGAGGUGAAAUGAUGCAAGGAUGGAGCGAGUGUGAUGAAUAUGAAAAUGUUUCGAUAAAAUAACAUAUACACGGCAAUACCCAUUUAAAUUGACUUUCUUUGCUAGACGUCAUUACGCCUCUUACACCUGUAGCUGAAUAGACAUCUAGCAGUGAUAACUUUGCAUCCUUUUAUGCCCUAGCUACUUUGUUAGAAAGGUAACCAGGGGAUAAAAAUAAAUUCAGAAGAAGAAAUCUGCAUCAUUACGAAACAAUCAGGUGGUGGAUUCAAAGAACAAGAUAGCCAAGGACACGGGGACUGAAAUGAGUUGAGUUGAAGAAAAUGUAAGGUCAAUAGAGGAGAGAAAAUGAUUUUAUUUGUCAGUUCCGCUUUUUAAUAUAUAUAUAUUUUCACCAAUAUAUGUUUAUUUUUACUUACAUAGGUAUGAAAUGAGAUACCAAGAAUCUUUACGAUAGAUUUGCUGAUAACCUCAUGAGGUAAAGGGGGGAUUAUCCCUUGGUAUGAGAGGAAUAGGAAUGGAGUGAGGCAGCUGAGGACAGGGGAGAGGUGAGGGGGUAGAGAUAGGAGGGCAGAUUAGGAAAAACCAAGAGAUCAGAUGACAACAAAGAAAGAAAGAAGAAAGGUGGACUGAAGAGGAGUGAGAGUUCAAAGGAGGCUCGUGUGAAGAGGAGGAGUGAAGGAGAGGGCUUAGAGGAGGGAGGAGAAGUGAGGAAUUUAAGGAAUUGGAAAAAAAAAAACUGCCUGGCACAUUAACAGAAAAUAAACAAAAUACCAUCUUUAGUCUGUAAGGAUUUAUUAGCCUGAAACUCUUAAAUAUGUUUUCUCUCAAAAUGUGAAGGUCGAAAGGUCAGGAGAGGAAUUCUGAGAGUGUGUUUAUAAAGAUCCGUCUGCUGUCUGGAUAUUUCCAGGAACAUGAACGCACCGUUUCUGUUUUUAGAGCACCCACUUUUACAGAAUCAGCUGAGCCAGAGAGCAAUUCUGAGAAUCCUGGAGGAGAGCUUAUUACUCCUUAACCAUAACAAGCAUAGAGGCCUAUUCAGUUUCAUUACUGCUGUGAUAAACAUCUCUGUUGAAUAUACUGAACACGUUCAUAAACAUAUACUCACUGCCCUGAAACUUCCUCACAAGCUGAAGGGUCAUUUGUGGCCCCCUGUCCUACGAGACAAAAUAGAUCAUGAGUAAUGUAUUGCAAACGUUAUCCUAACAGAGAAGAAUAAAAAAUGGUGACAAUAGAGGAGAUUUUGAUAACAUCUCUGUUAAGAAAGUUUUAAUAUUAGAGAUCAAGAAUGCAGUGUUUGAAAUUUCCGAGAAAUUCAGACCUGUAUUUGUUUGAUGGAUUAUAAACAAAGUCUAGAAACUUAAAGUUAAAAGGAAGAGGAUGCAAACAGAAAAUUAAAGGCAUCUAAUGGAAAAAUGGAAAAACUCAGCAAUGCAUGUGCUCUAUCUGAAGUUCAGGGUUACGAAAACCAGCCAACAGUUCUGUGUUUUGUUAGUUAAAAGUGCAAAAGUUUUCCUUCAACAUGCAGACACAGAUCUACGUCUGUGUCAACAAAGACGGUGCUAGCUGAUCUACAGGUACAAGCCAUUUUACGACUUCCUACAGCUCAUACCCGGUUCCCUUGGUAGGUGUUUUAAUCCAUCACUGAGAAUUUAUGUAAAAGGGAUUAUCCUGGAUUCCUGGUGUCACAGUCUAUCAUUGUAAUCACCUCUAUAAUCCUCAAAGACAACAGUUACUCCACUUUCCCAUUACCGAUUAUUAGAGCACCCCAAAUAUUUCCUCUCCGAUACGACGAGAACAAAACUAAACACAAUCACUGUCGAAGGAUAAUUGCGUUGACAUGUUCCCCUCUUUCUUAAUGGUUUCUUUUCCUGUCUGUCUUUUCCUCUCAGACCUGCAGACAUCCAGGACUCAGAGGGCGCCGUCAUUCCUCAGCACUCCCACAACAAUCUGUUCGCCGUCCAGCCCGUAGGACCUGCAGAAGGUGAGACAAACAAAACCCCCUAAGCCACACUGACACAUGUAUUAUUAUUACAGUUGCAGUAUGGUGUCCAUAGAUUUGUAAAUAAUUGGAUGAUAACUUUAACUUUUUUCUUACUCUAGAUCUCAGCUCGACCCAGACUCCUGUCACUCGCAGGGAGCGGCAGCGAAACAGCGAGCGACAACGGGUCAGCAGCACCACUUUGGCGGCGUCUGUCGGCCUGCCCUGUCCCUUUUCCCCGCCCGGCACCGAGGACAGAGGCAACACUGAGUGGCGUGCCAACGAAAGGCUGAGUCAAGCCAACCUGGACGCCAUCACCUUCCCUGACGUCCUACACACCAGCACAAGUGAUGGCGCGGACACUCAAAGCUACAACAACAAUCCAAUGACGGACAGACAGGCGAGACGCAGUAUGAGUGACGCCGGCAUUUUAGAAGACACCACAAAGGACGUGUACCGAGAACGAGCGUUCAGUUUGGAAAUGAGAGGAGGAUAUUCUGCUGAAAACACUGAAAAGGUUUCCCAAACCCCCAUAACACCUCUGACUAAUUUCCAGCUACAAGCUCCACCAAACAAGAGGGACAGCAGAGAAAACACACCAUCUCCUCCUUCGCCAUCCUAUCCGUCCUUUCAGCAGCGUCUGUCCUCACUCCGGAUCUCUGAGUCUAGCCUUCUCAGCCCCAUGGACCAGCAUCCCCCGUUUAAAACAGGCUUUUCACAGGAGGAUUUUGAUGAAGUCUUCCUUAAAAAUCCUGCUCAUCCCGUGGUCAAAGAGACAAACAUCGAGGACGACUUCCCUCCUCCGCCUCCCCCUGUUGAGCUGGAGCCAGAAGUUGAAUGUCAAACUCCGGAAAGGUUUGUGAUGCACCAUUUUCAUAGUGAAUUAAAACUCUGGGACUUUCUAGAGUUUCCUUUUGGUUCCUUUAUUUUCUUAAAUUUUCCUUUUUUUUCCUCCUGGAUCCAGACCUGCCCUGGAGGUUUUAAACUCCAUCAUUCCCAACAGGACACUGAACGUCCACUCUCCUCCCUCGUCUCCUUCCUCCACUGUCUUCCCUUCACCUAUGCCCAGCAACCCUCCUCUCCAAAGUCAGCAGCCCACUACUCUCGCCUCCAUCACUACUUCCCCCGCCAUCGAGGACACCCUGAGUCUGGAGUAUCAGCCCCUGCCCAAGAGGGAAAAGACCUCAGAGGAGCUGAAAGUGGAGGAACUAGCCAGGCAGUUGGUGGGUAUCUCCAUCCAGCAGUUGGCCUUGAAGAGUGUUUUACCUUAUUCUGACUGUAUCCAGUUGUUUUUUCUUUUCGUCUGCAGAGCUCCUCAUGCUUUUACUAAAUGUUUCACUCUGAAAUUUGGUCAAAGACAGCUAUUUGGUUGAAGACGUAACUCUUUAUUUGAGCAAACAGUGAACUUUUGCCAUUAAAAAUAUUGGUAAUGCUUCCUUUUAGUGUACACUUAUUACCAGGUAAUUAACAGGUAAUUACCUAGUAACAACAUGAAAUUAUCUGGUAAUUACAUGAUAACUACUAAGUCAACACUGUCUAGUUACCAGGUAGGUAACCUUCCAUCAUCGUACAAAUUUGAAGCUGAAUUGCUCUGGUAUUUCCAGGAUUUUCUCCACUUCCUGGAACCACCACUUGCGCAGUAGCAUUGUAAGCAUUUGGUGGGUGAGUCUCUGUGAUAGUGCUCGGCUCAAACAGCGUAUCGCUACGCAAUCUUCGCACGCCCAUAGGCUGUAUCAAGUGUCAAUCAUAGAAAAUAAGAACCCCAGACAGUAUUGACAUAGUAGUUAUCAUGUAAUUACCAGAUAAUUUCAUGUUGUUACGAGGUAAUUACCUGUUAAUUACCUGGUAAUAAGUGUAUCGUAAAAGAAAGGGUAACCAAAAUAUUGUCAUUAAUGAAGUUGACUGUACAUAAACUACAGUAUGUUAAUUAUUUAAUAACACCAGAUCGUAGCUUUCAUCUCUUUGCCCCUUUCACUGCUCAGCGGGUGACUUGAGUGUGUGUGAUUUGAGCACCUGUUCAUAAACUCCUGAAACAGCUUAUUUCACCUUAAAGUUUUCCCUGAUUAGAAUGAAUAUGGACAUUAAAUUGAAUCAUAACGCACUGAUCGAAUAAAUUCCGUUUAGGAUAGGUAUAAUUCAGGACUAUCUCUCAAAAAAGUAGGCCAUUAAAGAGUCAGUUAUUUAGGUACCUUUAACUCCAUAACUUUGUUGUUGUUCAUUGUUUGAUUCGUCUUAUUUCUCGUCGUGUCCAGGUGCAGCAGGACCACUCUUUGGCCCCCCUCCUGGACACAUGGGGAGGUAAAUCCACCGUGGAGCUCAUGGAGGACAUUUUCCCAAACAGCAAAGUUGGCAGCAAAUCUCCUUGGCAGCGCAGGGGCAGUAGACCGUUGGACGACAGGUAAAUCUAACACCUAGUCACAAUCACCAAGUUUGCAUCAGCCCCAAAUUGUGGUCUCCAACUGAGCUUUGGUGGGCUGGUUUUGGGGGUCUGUAUAGUGACCUAACUAAUACAGAUUGGCGACUAUUGAGACAGCAGACUUCAGUAUUGGACUGGGCCUUUAAAGAGUCCCUUAUACACCUGUUUGGAUUAACCCAUGCAAGGCUGUAGGAACAUGCUUUAUGUUUGCAUCAUGAGUGUGAUUGUACAACAUAUGAUAGACUAUACACCAUGUGUCUUGCUGGAGGAUACCUCUAGAGGGCAAACCAGAGUAUCCAGGCUGUACGCUGCUACUGCUGGAUUUGAUGGAUGUUAGGAAGAGAUGACAGGACUUACAGAUGUUACUGUUAUCCUUAAUCUGGGACUCAGAGGCAAACUGAGGGACACAUUUUUGAGCUAACUGAGGCAAACCAAUGACCGCUGGACUAAACACACCAUCAGAAUACCCCUGCUCAGCUUUGCUAAGGUUUCCUCUGUGCUCUGAAGUAACUGUCUUUGCUUUUAAGUCCUAUAAAGAGCUUUCCUAAUAUUGAGAGUGUUUAUUAAGACCCCUGACCCAAACUGCACAAAGUGAUUUUAGACAACAGUAAGAAAAAAAAAAGAACAUUUAGAGGAAAAGCACUUCCUGUAAACCAGCGUUUGUCAUCCUUGUUGUGUUUGCUGACAGCUUCCUCGUCUUAUCUGCUGCUGACACAGAAGACAAACCUCUGCUGUCUCUGCUUGUCCGGGCCUUUACAGUCGCUGACACUUUCAGGGUGUUUUGGUUUGAUGGUGAACAUGAUGUUCAUGACAGGAAUGUUUCCUCAUCGAAGAAGAAGCAGACACUCUUUUAUUUAGAAGUGACAAGGUUACGUUUAUACCUUGACCUUAUGGACUUGCUGUCAAUAAUGUUGUGUUAGCCUAAAUGCAGGAUCGGUCUGGAUGUUUUCAUUCAUUUCCACCAAGGUGGUCGUAAUUUUAGAUACUUUGAUAUAUUUCCAUACCAGGUGUUUUAAAUAUUACAAUCCCUGUUAAUUUUAAGUGUAACUGCAUCAAAAAUGCACCAAAGCCCCUGAGAAAGGCAAAUGUAUGUUCUUAUAUUUAACUUAAAGCUGCCCAAGCUAAUGAGAGAGCGUGAUGGUGGUCCAAGAAAGAGAAAGAAGACAAAGCCGUGAAAAUGUCAUUUUUUUAUAUUGAUUAUUUUUGGCCUUUAUCAGAUACGACAGUUUGAGAGAGAAGACAAAGUAGAGACAGAAAUAAAAAGAUUGACCCGAUCAUGUUGUGACUGUAGCCUCGUUCAUGGAGCACCUGAGCUCAUCUGGCUCAUUGUUUCACAGUGAUUAUGUUAAAAAUUAAAAAGGCUUAUAACCACUAAACCACUGACUCUCCUCCUUUUACGGCUCAAUAAAUAUUGGAGUUUUAAGUCGUUUUGGUGCCUCAUAAAGAUGCCUACACCAUGUUUGAGACUGCAGCGUUACCUGAUCCCUCUGUGCUUAUCAGUCCUGACAUGCAGACUGUUGGCUGGGAACUCAAAAAUAAACGAAAAAUGCUGAAAUGAAAGAACGCAGAAUUCACACUCUGUGGAUACAACAAUACCAUACACUUCAUUUUGAUAAGUAUUUUGUUUUGGUCUACAUUUGUUGAUAUGGUCUGUCUUCGGUGUUUCUACAUCAGCACAAUGUUCCCAGGAGUUCAGUUUUUGUUGCCAUCAGUUUCGUUUCUUUUUUACUGGAAGUGUUUCAAAGUUCCCAAAUCAAGUAUCGCAGUAGUUACUGUUGCAUUUUUUCGUGGCAUUGUCAGUCAGAGAACAGGGCCUCACGUAAAAACAGAAAUAACUCUUUUUGACUCAGUUGAAGUCUUGAACCAGACCAGCAAGUUGGACUAUCUUUACACUGUCAGCUAGAGGAGAGACCGGACAAACCUGAUCAAUGUUAACAGUAAGGAAAGAAGAGUUUCCAAUCACAGUGACUGCUCGAGUGAGCUUUAUCACUCAGAUAGACUCGGAAAAAGUUAUCCAGGACGUUAUUACGAAUUUAAGUUUUCCAAACACUCUAACUAAUAUUCCUGUUUCUGUAGGAACAGAUCGAACUGUUUUACUGUCUUUUACUAUCACAACCAGGAUUCAUGUCGGCCCUCUCCUUCACUGUCAUCCUCCUGACUCACAGACACACCUGACUGAUACAGAGCAGAUCUGAUUCAGAUUAAAAUGAUCAUCAGAUUAUGACACAAUAUGAAAACCUGGACAAGGCUGACCCCUUGUGGUCAUGAUUGGCAUUGCAGCAUGGGCUCCACUUGUAAGCUUCUGGAAGGAGCCUGAUUUAUUUUUUAUUUUAUAUGUAGACAUGUGCACAAUAAUGAACACAGGUAUAUAAACAUGAAAUAUUAUAACUGUAAAGGUGGGUGAUACACAUAAAUAUAAACCAAGCAUGUGUGGAAUGAAUAAAGUAGAAUGAAAUAGUUCAUAAAACUAGACAACAGAGAGCUGACAGCAUGAAUUAAAUUACUUUACAAAGACUUUAAAAUAAGAAUAAAGGUGGCUUUAUAACUCCGCUUCGAUUAAACCAGGAAUAAAGUCAGAGUUAAAGUGCUUUAGGUGUUUACAGUCCAAUAGUGAGAGUUUUUCUGUUUCGUCGAUAAAAUAUUGAGAAUGUAAAUGUAAGGAUUAUUUUAAGGCUCUGAGAACUCAAACUUAUAAAACUGUAAAUAAAAGGAAACUGUCAAUCUGUUGUGUAGAAGAAUAACUUGGGAAAAACAGGCCUCCACUCCCCAAGUUAUCUAGUCUUUUUUUAACCUUAUAUGCUUCUCUCUUUCUUUCCUUUGCUGUGUUUACCAAAUAUGUAAAUGAGGUAGCUCGCAUCAACCAGACUCUCUCUCUCUUUAAACAAACUUUCAAAUUUCAGUUUUUAAACAGUCUUGUCUCCUCUUUAGGAUCCAAGAUGGCGGCUGUGAUCUUGCUCAGAGUACGGUGACGGAUGGAAGAAAGGAGACGGAUCUAGAUGAGGACGAGAAAGACAUCAACACCAAGAAGGUAAAAAACUGAACUUUGUGUAGAGGAAAAAACUAUCUUGGAUGUAACCAUAACCUUCUCUUUGGCCAUCUUCUCACCAAAGUCAGUUUCAGUUGAACUUGAAGAGCAGCUCUUGAAUAGCUCCCUCUGUCUGCAGGUGGAGCUGUGUGAAGCUCUGAGGAGCAGCGUGGCGGCUCUGCGGCAGGAGAAGGAGGCGCUGUGUGAGGAGCAAAGACGUCACCAGGUGCUGGGUGCGAGCAUCGAGACGCUGGUGCAAGAGCUCCUCAAAUCCAACGAGCGGGACAAAUACAGCAUGUUCAUCGGUGCGACAAUCUAACAAUUACUUUAUUACCGUUAAACAACUACAGCUCCCAUCAUGUUCUGCUGGUGCACAUAGUCUGAAAUACUUUAAAGGCAUGCUUUAAUUUUUUAAAUGAAUUUAUUUUCACAGGGGAUCUGGAGAAGAUCGUGAACCUGCUGCUGUCUCUGUGCAGCCGGCUGUCCAGGAUCGACAGAUCUCUGCUGGCUCUGGAGAGAGAGGAGCUGACGCAGGAGGGAGCAGCUGAGGAGAGGGUGAGUGAGACGAACCAAAUCUUCCUGUCUCAAACUUCAGCUUUUUCUGAUGGCACAUCACCUGUCUGGGGGUCAGCAGUUGAGAAGUUGAAGUUCGGUAAAUGUCGUCUUGAAUUGGAAAUCCACUUUUCAUUUUCAUUUUAUCAUUAUUGAGGCAGUUUCAGUAUCACCCUUCUUACUGAAUAAUAAAUGUCGUUAACUUGAAGAUGUCCAUUGUCCAUAUUUGUUCAGCUUUCACCAGAAAGGUGCAUUUGUUCGACUCGCUCUCAGGUUUUAUCAUGUUUAGUUCAUGUAAACCAGCCUGAAUCUAACUCUCGGGAUCAGGAUGACCCUGGUAAUCUGGAUCAAAGUUGUCUCAGUCCUUCUCAGGAGUUCAAAACAAUCUGAUCUAAUCCUUUUUUUCUCCAGUUUUCUUCAGGAUUUGAUCCAAUCCAGUGGUUUUAGUUUGAUUGGAUUACUCUUGAGCAGCUCAGCCUUGGGUCUCAGGUGCUCUGAGUUUUUGAUGCUGUGUAAUCCAAAGUGAAUUUUAGAUAUUGACCGCAGCUUCCCAUGAAGAUUAGAUCAGACGCAGAAUCACAGAGGAAAUCUUGCGCUGAAAACACAAAGAGACAAAGAACAGAUCUUCAUCCUGGUACUUCUUUAAAAACACAGAGUCUGUUUCAUUCCGUUAAUGUUCACUGAGGCGAGAAGUGAAUCACAGCGUUAAAGCUUUUCAGGGAACUUACUGGUCAAACAUUAACUUUCACACCUUUGUCUGCUGCUCCAUCCUCACUGAUAAUGACAGAUAACCAGGUCAUCACACCAGGUUUCAUGAACUUCACGUCUUUGUAUGUAUAUGUCUUAUCCACACAGCUGUGAGUCAUUGAUCUCUGAUUGAAAGUACUUUUCCAGGUCCCUGUUGUGCAGAAAGUAAUCUGAGUAGAGAUGAGAUCUAGUGAUCUAAUUUGGGUUUUUGCCUUAGAUUAAAUCCUUCUGUUUGUGUUUCUUAAACCUUUGAGUCUGAUUAGAUAGAAAAAAGUUAUGAUAGUGAUACAACACGCUUCAGACAUCAUGAUAACCCCAGACUUUGCCAAGGUGAGGCAAGAAACUGUGUCCAAUCUUGCCAAUGCUAACACUGGAGCAGAGGUUUCAUCACAAGGUCCUAUCAGGUGAUAUGAGUCUCACAGCCAAGUACAUUUCAUCUCUCCUACAAAGCCUACAGAUGGGAUGACUUUGAUAAAGUGUCUCUUUCUUCAUUCUGAAUGUAGUGAGGCAAUAUUUUUUUAUUCUUUUUUUGGGUUUUUGAGCCUUUAUGUGCACAAAUGAGAUUUCAAACAACGCAGAAAAAGGGGAGAUAGAGUCUCACAAGUGUGACACCAAUACAGCAAAACCUCAGUAAACCAGAUCAUCACAUGGAAUCUGGGUCUUUUACCGGCUCUUGUUGCAUUUAUACAGAUCCAGGAUGGUGCAGACUGAUGGUCCAUAAAGAAAGAUUACACAUAACUCUUUGCACCUCUUGAAAUUAACACUAUUGUCACUAAUAGUCUGGUUUGCGUAGGGUGACCAUACGCCCUCUUUUACCUGGACAUGUCCUCUUUUUUGGGGGGCUUUCUGGGCUUGUCCGGCUUCAUCCAGGGAAGUUUGUAAAAACCUUCAAAUGUCUGCGAUUUUGUACAGAAGUUUCGAGUUUGUGUCAGGUGGACUUACUGAGUUAGAAGUGUGUAAAAGACACUCGAUCCGACCCAGAAAACUCUCAAAAUUAACUUUGUGCAACUCCACCACUCCCCCCUCAUGUAGUCAUGUCCUCUUUUUGGGAAGUCAGAAUAUGGUCACCCUAGGUUUGCUCUUGUAGGUCACAAAGACACAUCAGGUGCUUUAAUCUCACCUUUGUGGUAGAGCAGGUGUGCGUUCAUAAAACUGGUCUAUAAGCAUCUGAACAUGUCCAGUUUUAUCUUACAUUUUUAUAUGUUGUCACAAACUGUUUUGUAACAGAUUAUCUUGCACUUCUUUCCUAGGACUCCCUCCAUCAUAAGCGCUCCCUCCUCCUCUGUCAGACCGAAGACGCCCGGGAGCUGAAGGAGAACCUGGACCGACGGCAGCGCGUGGUCCAUGCCAUCCUGACCGGCUACCUCACCGACCAGCAGCUACUGGACUACCGCCACUUUGUCAGCACCAAACCCUCCCUCCUAAUUCGCCAGCGGCAGCUCGAUGACCUCAUACGGCAGGGGGAGGAGCAGCUCGUGCGAUUGGCCGAGAGCCUGCCGCAAGAAGUGGCGGAGGCUCACGGUUGGUCCAGAGGAUUUCCGUUCUUGACAUCCAGCCCCUCCCACUGCUCUUCCCCUGUGCAUACAAUCCUUCCUUCCUCCGCGACACCAAGCCCUGCCCACUCCGCCAGGUCAACCACUGUGACGUCAUUGUGA